AUGGCUUUGAAUGUAGCUCCCGUAAGGGACACAAAGUGGCUGACACUAGAAGUGUGUAGACAGUUCCAGAGAGGUACUUGUUCAAGGUCUGAUGAGGAAUGCAAAUUUGCACAUCCACCUAAAAGCUGUCAGGUGGAAAAUGGACGUGUUAUUGCUUGCUUUGAUUCCCUUAAGGUAAGGAGGAUCCCAUUCAUAUUAUGAGAUUGAAGUGUUUUUAUGAUGUAGGUGGAACAGUAUUAAUUAGCCUUUGCUUUUUUCUCUAGGUGAAACAUGUAUUUUAUACUAAAUUAAUGUUUUUUGUAAUUUAGGUGUUACCCAAACAUGUUUAGCAGGGAAUCUCUUAUUAUGAAGGGGAUUUUCUUGAGCUAAAUUACUCUUAAAUUGGUCCCAUCAGAAAUAUUUUUUAAAAACGUGGUUAAAAGAUAAGUUUUAGGGGGUCAGUUACAGAAAAUAAAAAAUAUGGCUUGUGCUGUUUGCCAAACGAGUGUAUAAUGUAUGUAUUGAUGGAAGAAAAGAAAUAUCCAGACACACAUGAGGUUUCUUCUAAAAGGCUUUCUUUUUAUUUGAAAGAAGGUAGUGGAGACAACGUUUUGGCUCCUCUCUGAGCCUUUGUCAAGCCUGAUAGAAACUGCCUUUUAGAAGAAACCUCAGGUGUGUCUGGAUAUUUCUUUUCUUCCAUUUUAUGUCUUUAGGGAUUGGCCCUUCCUUUCAGGAGAAACAUAAACACAUGACAUAACAGAGAGUCAAUACAGGAAAAAAAAAAACAUAAUGAGUAAUGAAAUAAAAAAUUACAUACAAAUAAGUAGAAUAAGCGAUGAAUUGUUCCUAUUUCCACCAUAGACCGUCCUUUUUGUACAUCAUUAGAAAUAGUUACAUUAUUAUUAUUAUUAUUAUUGCCAUUUAUAUAGCGCCAGCAGAUUCCGUAGCGCUUUACAAUAUUAUGAGAGGGGGGAUUUAACUAUAAAUAGGAAAAUUACAAGAAAACGAUAGGUUGAAGAGGACCCUGCUCAAAUGAGCUUACAGUCUAUAGGAGGUGGGGUAUAAGACACGUUAGGACAGGAAAUAUCAAUCAAAUAGGGUGGGAGUGAAGCAGAGCUGGAGGAGAGGGUAGAGAGAGCAAGAGACAGGUAUGUAAGGUAGAGGUUACUCUGGGAGGCCAUAAGCUUUCCUGAAGAGAUGGGUUUUAAGGCUCUUAUUAAAUGAUUGAAGACUAGGGGAGAGUCUGAUGGCGGUAGGCAGGCUAUUCCAUAGGAAAGGAGCCACCCACGAGAGGUCCUGCAAGCUCGAGUUGGCUGUACGGGUGCAAGCAGCGGUCAGGAGGUGGUCACGGGCAGAGCGGAGGGAACGAGGAGGGGCAUACCUAUAGAUCAUUGAGGAGAUAUAAGAGGGGCUAGAAUUGUUCAGUGCUUUAAAUGUACGGGUUAGCACUUUGAAUUGACUCCUAUAGGAUACAGGGAGCCAAUGUAAGGACUGGCACAGGGUGAUGUGUGAGAAGACCGACUAGAGAGGAAAAUCAGUCUAGCUGCAGCAUUCAUUACAGACUGUAGCGGGGCAAUACGGCUUUUGGGGAGACCAAUCAGGAGAGGGUUACAGUAAUCCAUGUGGGAAAUUACUAGAGCAUAGACAAGCUCUUUGGUCGCAUCUUGCGUAAGAAAGGGGCAGAUGCGGGCUAUGUUUUUGAGUUGGAACCUACAGGAUUUGGCAACAGACUGGAUGUGAGGCUCAAAGGUGAGACCAGAGUCAAGUAUGACGCCAAGACAGCGUGCUUGCAAGUAUGGACUAUUGUGGAUAUCACUGACUUGAAGGGAGAGCGAGAGAGGAGUAUCAGUAUAAGGAGGAGGAAAGACAAGGAGUUCAGUUUUAGAGAGAUUGAGUUUCAGAAAGCGUAAUGACAUCCAGUCAGAGAUGGAAGAAAUGCAAGCAGUGACACGUGGCAGGAUGGCAGGGGAGAGGUCCGGGGAGGAGUGGUAUAUCUGAGUGUCAUCAGCGUACAGGUGGUAGUUGAAUCCAAAAGAGCAAUAAGCUUGCCAAGACAGGCAGUAUAAAGAGAAAAUAGAAGGGGACCAAGGACAGAGCCUUGGGGAUGAAGUAUGCUUGGAAAAGGAGACACUGAAUGAGCGUUGGGAGAGAUAGGAGGAAAACCAAGAGAGGACAGAGUCACAGAGACCGAGCGAUUGAAGAGUUUGAAGGAGGAGAUCAUGAUCAACGGUGUCAAAGGCAGCAGAGAGGUCAAGGAGAAUUAAUAUGCAGUAGUGACCUUUGGAUUUAGCUGCGAUUAGGGCAUUAGUGACUUUGAUGAGAGCAGUCUCAGUAGAGUGGAAAGGGCGGAAGCCAGACUGAAGAGGGUCAAGGAGAGAGUUGGAAUUGAGGAAGCGAGACACACGGGUAAAGACAAGUCUUUCCAAAAGCUUUGAUGAGAAAGGGAGCAGGGAUAUUGGACGAUAGUUAGAGAGGAAGGAUGGGUCAAGAGAUGUUUUUUUCAGGAUAGGUACUACAGUGGCAUGUUUAAGGUCAGCAGGAACAGUGCCAGAAGAGAGAGAGCAGUUAAAGAUGUGUGUUAGGGAAGGCACAAGACAAGGGGAGAGAGAUCUGAUGAGGUGGGAUGGGACAGGAUCGAGCGGGCAAGUGGUGGGGCGAGAUAAAGUUAAAAGAUAAGUUUCAGGGGGUCAGUUAGAGAAAAGAGAAAUGUAAAUUAUGAAGUCAAUCGGCAAAGCAUGAGAAACAAGAGAAUGGCUCCUCAAACCUGGCAAAUCUUAUUUAUCCAUUUUUUUAUAUUACCCUUUGUUUUGUCCAUUGAUUUAUUAAACCUCUUUCCAUUUUCAGUUGGAGUAAUACUUGCUCUUUUAUCAUAAACCAGUUGGGCACAGUAUCCUGUUUCCAAUAUCUAGCAAUUCAAAUUUUUGCUGCCACCAACAUAUGAAUAAGGAAAGUUUUUUUUCAAUUUCUAUUGAUAUUAAAGGAUCACUAAAGGGUCAGGAACACAAACAUGUAUUCCCGACCCUAUAGUGUUAAAACCACCAUCUAGCCCCCCUGGGCUCCUCAUGCCUCUAUAAAUAUAGCAACAUCUUACUGUAUUCAAGCCAGAAGCUGUAACUCUGCAUGCUGACAUCAUGAAAAGUGGUGGCCUGAUCCAAUCACAAUGCUUCCCCAUAGGAUUGGCUGAAACUGACAAGGAGGCAGAUCAGGGACAGAGUCAGCAUGAUUCAAACACAGCCCUGGCCAAUCAGCAUCUCCUCAUAGAGAUGAAUUGAAUCAAUGAAUCUCUAUGAGGAAAGUUCAGUGUCUGCAUGCAGAGGGAGGAGAGACUGGAUGUUUGGAUGCAGUUUAGGCAGCCAUGACCCAGGAAGGAUCUCUAACAGCUGUCUGAGGAGUGGCCAGUGAAGUUAUCACUAGGCUGUAAUGUAAACACUGCAUUUUCUCUGAAAAGACAGUGUUUACAGCAAAAAGCCUGAAGGUAAUGAUUCUACUCACCAGAACAAAUUCAAUAAGCUGUAGUUGUUCUGGUGACUAUAAUGUAAUGUAUAAUUAGGUCUAAAUGCAACAAAAAUAUUUCAGGUAUAAGAGGCAGCUUUCAGUAAGCAAUAUGUUGAAUCUGAUCAUGUAACUUUUUCGAAUAAAAACUGCUAUAUAUAUAUAUAUAUUAUUUCUGAGAAAGAACCCAAUGUAUUCAACACUGUGAAAGAUAUAUAAAAAAAUUUUUAAAAUGUAAUUAUAAUGAUCCAGCUAUAAUGUAAUUGGUAAUGGAAAAAAACUGUCUGUGGAAAAGCUUGCAGACUGUUGUGUACAAUGUAUAGAAAAGUCAUGAUUUAAAUUGCAAAUAAUAUGCUAUAUUGAUUGUCUUAAAAGAGAACCCUAGAUGUUUAGAUUUUGCUUGUGUAAAUUGUAACCAGAGUGAUGAAUUUGGGUCCUAUGGUUGUAUCAGACCAUUCAGGCUCUGAUUCUAAAACUGGCAUAUUGGUGUGCAGAUCUAUCAUUAAAGGAACACUCUAACAUUGUAAAUAUAUUAUAAUGCUUCUCUAUGGAAAACAUUAAGACUUCAAAUGUCAAAGAACUGUCCCUAAACUUCAGGCCUUAUCUCAGUGAAGAUAAUAUAAGCUCCGUGCAGGAGCUUCUGACUCCAGAGGAGACAGGGAUGAGUUGCUCAGGGAGAACUCAUGUACGUUGUCAAACUACUUACGCUAGGGGGCAACAGGGCAUAACCGACACCAUAACCGGUACAGCAGGCUUUAAAUUAUGUUUCACAAGUAAAGUUAUUAUAAAGAAGAAAAAAAUCUAUUUACUUCCAUAAAUAGUACACAAAAAACUACCUCUGGGGUGUGAGAUUGAUAUCUCCCGACAUCCGAGACAGGUAGUUUUUCUAUUCUUGUCAAAGCCAAACGUCAGGGCAGCCUUGGGGCGAUUGGUGUCACGCAGUGAGUGUAUCUCUGGCAGGGUCGGACUGGCUACUUUGGAAAUUUCUUUGGAUGCCGCUGUAGCUGGGGCUGCUUUUGACUGGUGGCUUAUAGGGAAAUGUGAGUAACUACAAUAGCCAGUCGCUCCACGCAAUGCAUAGGACUGAAGACCUCCUUGGUACAACAUGAUGUCAUAUCCCAGUGGCAGACACACUGUUCAUGGGAGAGCGACACAUGACAUAAAGGCAGCUGCUUUUAAUGUUUUCAAUAAUAUUUAUAUGUGUGUAGUGGAUACAGUGAGAAUAUUUGAUUAGUAAAUGCAGUGUGUGUGUGUGUGUUUGUGUAGAGGGAUUCAAUGUGUUUGUUUGUGUAGUGGGUGCAGUGUAUGUGUGUUUGUGUAGUGGAUGCAGUGUGCUUGUUUGUGUAGAGGAUGCAGUGUGGGUAGUGGAUGCAAUGCAUUUGUUUCUGUAGUGGAUGCACUCUCAAUAGCAUACAGUGUAACUUACACACUUUCACUGACAUGCACAAUGUCACAGUCACCAACACACACACAGUGUCACUUUGGCACACACACACACAGAGUGUCACUGACAUACACACAAUUUCACUUACACACACACAUUCUUUCAGUGACAUUCACAGUGCCACUUCACACUUUCACUAACACACAAACACUCACUGACACACACAAUGUUACUUACACACUCUCACUGACAUACACAAUGUCAUUUACACAGUCACUAACAAACACAGUGUCACUUACACACUCUCACUCACGCAAACACACACACACCCUCUCAGUGACAUUCACAGUGCCACUUACACACUCUCACUAAUACACACACACUGUCACUCAAGCAUAAACUCACACCACUUUACAUAUAGUCACAAUUUAUUUACACACACAAACACAGCAAUUCAAUACACACAGACCAAUUUACUAUUAUAUACUCAUACUCAUGAUCAGUUCCUCUUACUUUCAGAUGGACAGAUAUGUGCUGUGAAUGAAAGAGAGAGGUUCAACAUGCAACAUGCUGCUGUUCCUGGUGGGGGGAGCAGGAGAGCAAUGCACUGUGAGCACAGGCUACUUCCUGUUCCCCUCAGAGUGCUUCCGGUGUCUACAGGCAGGGGGCAGCCGGGAUACCAGUUGAUGUCCUGUGUUCCACUGCCUGCAGGAAGCUGAGUGCUCUGCUCGGGUGUUGGGUUACAGCAUACCCCACUCCCGAGCAGGCAAGCGGCAGCAGAGGGAGCCCAGCAGCUAAAUGGCUGCACUGGGGGUUAGCUAAGGAGCCGCUCGCCCAGCACAGCAUCCCCAGACAGCAGCAGGGCAGCCCACCAGGAAAGGCAAAAAAAAAACUAGCUGCUUUGUUAUUUAUAUGUCCUCCUCAAAAAACUACAUUUAGUCUUGGAAACAAAAAAAAUGUCUUACUAACAUGAACUGUAGAAGUAAACCCUGUUCACUCGUUCUACACUUUGCAAUAUAUGCAAAUAUAUUUAAUCAGUUACUCAGGUCACAGGUUAGAGAAAGAAAGUGCUACCCUAGGUCAUGACUCUGAAAGAUUUGCAUUAAAGACAUUAAAAAUAGGUGUUUUAGUGCCUCUAUUAAACAGAAGGCCAGCUGUGAUUAGAACCCUCUCCAUUCCCACCCAGUAACUGUGGAAUUCAGGAACUAAAGUGACUACAAGACCACCAUAUAUCAUGUGGCCAGAUGGAGAGGGAAUUAGAAAUAGUUGGAAUAUUGGAAUAUGUUUUAUUAUAGAACAUGAAUGCAUGAAAAGUGGAUCCCAGAGCAUUGUGGUAUAUUUGGUGUGGAAGUGCGGCUUACAGCCUUUCUGAGUAUUGACACUCUUGUUUAUAGAUUCUCUAAAGUUUUUAAGACUGUGUUGCUUCCCUUCUGCUAUAACUAACAAAAGUUCAACAUAGGCGUGCGCAGCCUAUUGCAUUAGGGUGUGCACCCUAAAGCACAAACACACGCUGCGUGUAUGUAUAUAAAUAUACAUAUACACACACACACACAUACAUACAUACACUGCUGUGUGUGUGUGUGUGUGUGUGUGUGUGUGUGUGCUGCGUGAGGGUGGUUUGAGGGUGUUGUGUGUGUGUAAGGGUGCUGUGUGUGAGGGUGCUGUUAGUGUGAUGUGUGUGUGAGGGUCCUGUUAGUGUGCUGUGUGUGUGAGGGUACUGUGUGUGUGUUUGUGAGGGUGCUGUUUCUGUGCUGUGUGUGAGAGGGUGCUGUGUGUGUGAGAGGGUGCUGUGUGUGUGUGAGGGCGCUGUGUGUGUGGGUGCUGUGUGUGUGUGUGGGUGCUGUAUGUGUGAAGGUGCUGUAUGUAUGUGAGGUGUGUGAAGGUGCUGUAUGUGUGUGUGUGCUGUAUGUGUGUGAGGGUGCUGUAUGUCUGUGGGUUCUGUACGUGUGUGUGUGUGUGUGUGUGUGCUGUAUGUGGGUGCUGUAUGUGUGUGCUGUGUGUGUGGGUGCUGUAUAUGUGUGCUGUGUGUGUGCGCUGUAUGUGUGUGAGUGCUGUAUGUGUGAAGGUGCUGUAUGUGUGUGCUGUGUGUGUGUGUGCGUGCGGUGUAUAUGUGUGUGUGUGCUGUAUGUGUGUGUGUGCUGUAUGUGUGUGUGUAGGUGCUGUAUUUGUGUGUGCUGUGUGUGUGUAUGGGAACUGUGUGCUGUAUGUGUGUGUGUGCAGGGUGUGGAGGUGGUGGUACAUUACUUAAUAUAUCCCCUCCCUUCUUACCUUAUGUAGGGAGGGGGGAUUCUUGUUCCUGCUGCUUUCCCUGGUGGUCCAGUGGAGAGUGAACUCUCGCGAGAUCUGAGCGUUGCCGCGGCUGAGCUUCCCGGGUCCUCUCCUGCCUCCCUCCAUGCUGCAGUGGGGAGGGAGGCUUAGAGCAGAGUGGGCGCUCGGAUAGCGCCGGCUCUGCAUGAGCCGACAGGGGAGAUCCUGAGAUCUCCCUUUGCCGGUCUCACUCCAUAGGCGUGCUGCGGGGAUUAGGGUGUGCCCAGGCACACCCGGCACACCCUGUGCGCACGCCUAUGGUCAAAUAACAUAAGUGUAAAAGGAAGUUUUCUUUCAUUACCGUACCUUCCUUUCACCUUCAUUUGCUUAUUACACACCUUGUAAUAUCUUCCAAAACGCUUUAACCCCUUAAGGACCAAACUUCUGGAAUAAAAUGGAAUCAUGACAUGCCACACAUGUCAUGUGUCCUUAAGGGGUUAAACUGCAAAAUAUGACUGACAAGGGUUUAUUUAUUAUAUAAUGAAUUUUUGUGAAUUGAAAAUCAACAGGAUAUUCACUAAACACCAGAUUUUUUUCCUGGUUGGAAAAAAUCAAGUGUAAAUUACCAAAUUCUAACUGCAAUAACAAUUCUCUUAUUUACUAAAGCCAAAUUAGGUUGGAAUUCAGGCCGACCAAAGCUGCAGCUAUUUCCUGGAUGCAUUCCUUGCCCAGAUUAAAAUUUGUGUUUUUAUAUCCCAACCUUAUACAAAAUAUAGGAUUUAAAAUAAUCAUAAAGCAUGGAUAUUAUUAGAAUUCCGAACCUAAUGCAAACGGCAGGAUACACAUUCGGAAAGUCGUAUGUGUAUGUGUGCAUGUGCGCAAGUACAGCCCUGAGGUGUAUGGGGGAUCCUGCAGGAUCCUCCAUAGAGAUAGCUUUUCCUAACAGCCGUCCCUACUUUCAAUCAGAUAUACACCCACCUGCCACAUGGAAAUAACAGGGUUUUAUUGACUCCUGCAGGGUUUGUAUUUUUUUUAUAUGGUUAGCAUGCACCAGCCAGCCACCACAUAAGUAACCCUCGUCACCCCCAAGGGUUUAUAACUAUUUGCCUACUAGCUGCUAGCACUACCAGUGGGAAAACAGUUAUUUUUUUUUUUUUUUUUUAAACUGGGCUCGGAUUUGAAGCAUUCAGGUCUGUAUUUGAACUGGAUUUUGCUGUCCAAAUGGCACCGUAUGUAGUUUUGCCACAUUCAGUAUGGGGUCACUCGGACAAAUUACAAAUUAUAGGUUUCAUUUGAAAAAUCCUCCAACAGAUCGUCUGUUAUUAAAGCUAUUAUUACAAAUCUUCCACCAGACCUAUGUGUCACUUUUCUUAACGUUCCCUAUAGCACCAAUGGCAGUUGCUGUUUUGGCCUGAUAUCCCUAAUUUGUCUGAAAAAAGAACAUUUGUUCUGGUUCUGUUGCUGUACAAGAAAAGCGUGGUUAAUUUCCACAGUGAUAACUUGACUGCAUUUACACUGAGAUAUUCCCUAUGAACACUUGAACAAGUUGACUGUUGUCUCAUUAUCAAUUCUAUUCCUGGAAGGGUAAAAACAGCUGUUAUGGAUAGUUAAGUGCUGAGACAAUUACUUGUAACCCAAGAAGGUGUAAGCAUGUGUUCAUCAUUUGGUACAUGUGCAUAUAAAUUGUGUAAUAUAGAUUGUGUCACUUUCAAACAGCACCCAAUAUGUCACAGACCAGCUCCGAGUAUUUAGUACAAUACUACUUUAAUUACAAGUUGGGUUUCAAUAGCUUCAUCUGCAGUUGUUAUGUUCACCUUCCAGACAGAGAUAAUAUAUUAAUAAUAAAAAAUAAUAUAUAUAGCUCCAAUCAGCAAUCAAGGUGUCCAAGCAUGGGAGCAUGGACACAGCCAAUAUUGCAGAUUUGUAACAUAUGCGGUUCUGGAGAAAAUCAUUUUUUCUUUACUACUUCACAAAAUAAAUUGUGCAAAAAAAUUCCUUUUGGACCAUGUGACUACUGUAGGUGGUCAAACAAAAAAACAUGGACAAAGCACAUAGCAUAUGUUUAAUCUGUGUCAUAGUCUAGUAGUGAAAUGCAGAUUUAAGCAAUUUUAUAAAAUGGAGGCAAAAUAAUAAAAUGGUACCUGACCAUAUGAACUAUGGGCCAAUUACGAGAUCGUGGACAAAGCACAUGCACAGAAUAAUAUUACACAAUCCAUUAAGGCCAUUGUUUGCCCAAAUUACUUCUCUUGAAUGACUAUCAGGGUUAUUCACAAGUGAGAAUUCAAAGUAAAUUUCACAUGUAAGGUCAAAAUAGAUGAACAGGAUAAAUUAUCUAUGUCACCUAUGCUUUCAGUUUGGUUACUCUGGCCUUAAAUUUAAAAUUCACUUAGAAUUUUCACUUUAGUUAAUAGCUCUGUGUGAAGCAAAAUAAAACAUAAUGACAUGCCAUUCAGUUAACCCUGAUCAGGUCUAGGUUUUCCUUCCUGUACCAUGGCAAAAAAACAUUGAUGUGCUUAGUAGCAGACUGGUCUUAUCCACAUGGGAAAUUCAGAUCUUUGCUCGAGAGAUAUAGCAACCACAAGCAAUGGUUUUGGCUUCCUAUGGACCUUAUCAGUGAGGCAGUGGCGGAUCCAGGAGCUAAUCUCAGGAGGGGCACUGGCAGAUCAUUUUAAGAAACAAGAAAAUGCCUGUAGUGGUUUUGGUGCCAGGAGUUGCUGUGGUGCCCUCCCAGAGUAAGUAGUUAAACUGUUUAAAAAAAUAUUUGAUAACUUACCCGGGGUCUGCCGGGAUACGGGCUGUAGUGUGUAUGUGGGUGAUGGGUGCAGUGUGUGGGAGGGUCGCAUUAUGUGUAUGGAGGGGUAGUGCGUGUGUGAGAGGGGUGCAGUGUAUGUAUGGAGUAGCAAUUUGUAUAUUGGGAUCAGUGUGCUUGUGUGUAAAGGGUGCAGUGUGUGUAUUGGGAGCAGUGUGUUUGUGUGUGAGUGGCGCAGUGUGUUUUUGUAUGGGGGGCAGUGUGUGUAUAUGGUGGGGCUGUCUAUAAGGUGGCAGUGGGUGUAUUGGCAGCUAUGUGUGUUUAUGGGUGGCAGUGUGUGUGUAAGGGGGACAGUGGGUGUAUUGGGGGCUAUGUGUGUUUAUGGGUGGCAGUGUGUGUAAGGGGGGGCUUUGUGUGUAAGGGGGGCUGUGUGUGUAAGGGGGGGCUAUAUAUUUGUUUGUGGUGCAGUGUGUAGGGGGUUAUAGUUUGUGUGAGGGGAUAGGGGGACAGAUUAAGCCCUUAAGGACCAAACUUCUGGAAUAAAAGGGAAUCAUGACAUGUCACACAUGUCAUGUGUCCUUAAGGGGUUAAAGAGAAUUUUUUUUUUUAUUAUUAAAUAAUAACUAAAUAAAUAUAGCUAAUGUCCCCCCUCCCUUCUUACCUUUGCUGAGGGAGGGGGAGACAUUGCUUUUGUUGCAUCCCUGGUGGUUCUAGUGGUGAGAGUGAACUCUAACCUGCAGCUCAGGGUAGAGUUCACUCUCGUGAGAAUGGAGCGUUGCCAUACUAACCGCAGCAACGCUCCAUGCUCGCUAGAGGAGAACCCGGCGGAGAUGCAGGUAAGAGCUCCCCCGGGUUCUCUCGACCUCCCCUGCCGGCUGUCCUGCAAUGUGCCUGUGGGCCGGGAAGGGAGAUCACUGAUCUCCCCUCUGGUCCUUGAAGGCCAACAUCAGGGCUGAUGCUUGGAUAGUGCCAGCCCUGCAUGGGUCGGCAGGGGAGAGCCUCGGCCAGCACUAUUUUAUUGUGGGGGGAAGGGAGGGGGUACAAUUGCCCCGUUGCCUCCCCUGGAUCCGCCACUGCAGUGAGGUGCAGCUUAUAACCCUCAAGGUACAGUGAGCAUCGGGUAUAUGUUUUGGGGAGUGGAGGCGAAACAAAAACAAAUUAAUGAUAUGAGAUACACUGAGAAUAGAUUACCUUUAUGUGAGUCCCUGCUCAGAUCUUAAAAGAUUUUGCUCACAUGUGCCAUUACAGAGAGAACCUAGGCCUGUUGCAUGUGUGAGUUUGAAUCUAAAUCAUAAUGUUAUUUCACACAACAUGUAACAUAAACAAUUAUGACAUUUGAAUAUUUAGCAAAAUCAAUUACCAAGAUGGAUGACACAGCACAUUUUGCAAUAAGGAAGUGUAAACAUUAGAUGACUCUUUACAGGAAGUUACAUGACUCUUUAGGAAAGCUGUGUAAGUCACAUGCAGAGGGGUGUGCAUAGGGCUGCAUAAACAAAGUGAGUUAACUCCUAAAUUGCAGUAAAUUGAUCAGUGAAACUUUAGAGGCAUGAUCUAUACACAAAAAAAGCUUUGUUAAGCUAAAGUUGUUUUUGGUGACCAGAGUGGCCCUUUAAGGAAUUUUGUUAUUUUCCAAGUUCUGUGUGGGAUUUUAACUGUGACUGCCAUACAUAAUAAUACUGUUAGCUUUUACUGCAAAAACACAGAAAACACAUUUGUAUGCAGUGAUGUCCCCCGAGUACAACGAUGACCCCCAUGUACAGGCUUUAUGGUGUUUUGGAAAGUUACAGGUUCAAAUAUAUGGCUUGCCCUUUCAGUUAUUACACAUUGAAAUUUGCCAGGUUGGUUUGCUGGGCCUAUAUUGGUAGCCGAGGAAUGAAAAUUACCCCAUCUUGGCAUACCAUUUGCAAAAGUAGACAACCUGAGCUAUUCAAAAUGGGGUAUGUCCAGUCGUUUUUAGUAGCCAUUUAGUCACAAAUCCUGGUCAAGUUUAGUGUUCAUAUUGUUUUUUUUGCAAUUUGUACACAAAAACUGCAUUUUCACUGAUUAUAUCAUCAUUGUCAUAUGUUUUACUGGUAUUAGUUGUGUUCAGCGAGGUACAGGGUUUAUGGGGUUUUGGAAAGUUACAGGGUCAAAUAUAGGGCUUACCCAUUUCAGUCUUCAUACCUGGAAAUUUGACUAACUGAUUUUCUAGGCCUAUUUUUCACGCACAUACAUUCCAUUUUCACAGGACAUUUCAUAAUCCUGUGUGUUAAUGUAAUAAAACCUCAGUAUUUUUUACUUAGCACUGUUUCACCAACAGUUCUCCCAAUAUACCAGUUUUCCAGGUUUUUUUUGGAGAAGACACAGGGCCAAAUAUAUUAGAUGCCAUUUUCAACUUGUAAAGUUAUUUUCUGGCCUAUGUCACCUUUGAGAGAACAUGGCGCCCUAAGAAAUAAAAUUGCCCCAAUGAUGCCAUACCAAGUAUUCUAAAUGUAUUAUUUUGAGUUGCUUGGUAUAGCCACAUGUAUUCCUGACGCUAUAGCAUUAAAACCACCAUUUAGGUGACUUGCCCCUUAGAAAGGGUUCAAAUUCACUUUAUUUCCAGGUGAAAAGUGAAAGUUUUCUAAAACAAAAAAACUCAUAGAUGAAGAUAAUAAAGUUCAUACAGGUUAUGAGUGUGUACUGUCACCACUUACUGAAAGUUUAUUUAAUGCUACCUUUUAUUUGUUUUACAUAUCAAAUAUAAAAUAAUAUAUUUAUAGGAAUUUAUAUUGCUUGCCGUUUUAGACUUUCUUAGCUAUACUUAAAGAAACACUCCAACCCCUAUAACAAAUGUAGCUUAUUGAAGUUGUUAUGAGUGCAGAAGUGUCUGGGUAUCUUACUUUCAGGGUCUAUAGCUAUGUGGGCUCUGGCGACUGCAGAAUGAGGAGCGUUUAGCUAGGUGGCCAUUGGUAGACUAAAGUUGUCAGCUGACGCAACCUAUUAUUGGCUUCCCAACGAGUACUAUUGGGCUAUUUUCAUAACAUGGAUGUUUUGACCUACAUUUUGCAACGCUAUGGUUUAUUAGAAUAUAUACCUUUUUCAACACAUUUUGAAGUAUUAUCUCCCCAUUUAUUUUAGUAAGGGGUCACAAAUCCAGAUCGGGCAUUGCAAGGAAACCUACUACUUCCUGCAACCUGGCCUGAGGGAUUUGACAUGCUAUUAAAAUGGCCUAUGGAUAUACUGUACCAUGUAUACUGUACCAUAACCAUGCCUCACAACAUCCCGUUGUUUUCAGGGCAGUCAAGAUUUUGGGGACCUGAUCUACUGUCCCAACUUUGUUGCUGUUGUCCCAUUUUUAGGAACGUUUUACAAAAAGUUUAGCAUAUCACGCUCACACUGCAUUCAGGGUAUUAGGAUCCUGCAGAAAGCACAGAGAUGGCCUGAUCUAAGUGGGCUGGCCUGCUUGAUUGGCAGAGAAGUGCAUGGGCCAUCCUACUUUGAGUACAUGCACCGGAGUCUCUCUUCUCAGAAUGCCAAUAUUAGGGGGCUUGCAUAAAGCUACUAAGACCACCUUUACCAAAUUUACAUUUGAGGGAAAAGAGAACUUUUAACUGGUUAAUUCUGGGUUUCAAUGCCCCUUGCACUGUAGAAUUGCCCCAUUGCCAAGGUUACAGGGACAGAGGGCAAAUGUUUUAUUUAUUUAUUUAUAUAUGUAUGAGCUUCCCGGUAAUGGCUGAAGGCUUUUUAACUUUUCAUAUUAAUAAAAUUAUUCAAAUUAAAUCAAGUCAUCUUUUUUACUUGCCCUACCUGAUUUAAUCGGAUCAUUUUGUUUCAGUUGGAGAAAGACACAUUGCAGGUAACCUGUAUACAAGUAUAUAGUGGACUUUGAGGAUUUUCCUCCAGUCAGCUGUGUCACACAAAAAUUUGUGAAAAAGUUGUUUGCUUCUCAACCUUUUGUGAAUUAUGAUCAGUCAGUCCAGAAAUGGCAAGCAGGUAGUUGGACGGCCCUAAUUUAAUGCGCAAACACAUUAUAGCCAAAAGUUCAGAGAUAGUUCAGAGUUCAAGAAAUACUACUAGAUGCAACUAAUAAUAUGGGAUUUGCCCAUGUACAUCAUUGUUGUUAAAUUCUCCAUAAACAGGAUCAUUUUUCUAAAGCAGUUCCCCUGUUACCCUGCAUUAAGUAUGCCAGCAGAGAGUGCAUGUAGAAUGUGUUUAAUAAGCUGAGGGGUUUAUUAAUAGGUUUUAAUUGAGACUAUUCUUUCUAAUUAGUUAUUAACCUUUAAAUCCUCGUUACACCAGGGGAUAUAAUUCAAUCCAUGUACUCUGAGCCGCUGGGUGUUUUGUUUCUAUUUCCUUCAGUGCAUAAGCUUUUUUGAUUAAAAUCAACUUUUUAUUAUUUAUUAUUUUUAUUUUCUGACAUUUUAACAGCCCUCCUAGAUCUUAUAAAUUGCCAAACAGCUGGCAACAAGCCAAUUCUGUAUUUUACUUGGUCAUUUAUUGUAAUUAAACUGUAAGUGAUCUUAUUUUAUUGAAAAAUGAAUACAUUGCAUGAGAUUUAACUGGCCUGUUUGUGAUGAUUAGUGUAAUGCCCGAGAUAUUAAUGACAGAUGUCUUGUUUAUUGGAUUGGCUUAAAAUAUGGACUAUAACCUAUUGACGUUACUCAUCAUUAGUGACGUGGGUCACCAGUUUCAGAUUACAUUGUUAUAAGAUUAAUGAAAAAUAGCCUUGAUGAUUAACAUUUGUUUGAAUAUAUUAUUAUGCCAGUGAGAAAGCUCAAUAGUUAGAGUUCCGGCUGCAGUAUCUGCAUAUCUGAGAAUGAUCAGGAAUACCUCACAUUGGAACUCACAUGUGUACAGUAUCUGCAUAUCUGAGAAUGAUCAGGAAUACCUCACAUUGGAACUCACAUGUGUACUGUAUAAUUUCACUUGUAAAUUUAAAGCCCUGUAAGUGCCCUCUUACUUGAUAUAUAUAAUAUAGAGAGAAGAGUAACAGUGAACCUUAUUGGAAAAUCAUGCCAGUAAGCCUCUCUGGACCAUCAUAAAAAAAAAAAAAAAAAUACAAGACCAAAGUCCCUCGUUAAUAACUGCCUCCAGAAUUCCAAGAUGGCAUUAUUUUUACCUAAUACAUGCUUCACAGUUUUGUUUGUUUUAUAUCACAUAUGUUAUUGUAUGUUAUGGAUUAAGAGAGUGGUAGUAUCAAAGUAGUAUAGGGGUUAAUGUUUAGUGUUAGUCUAGUGGUUAAUGUGUAUUUUUGGAGUUUAUGAUUAGUAUUAGUGGAGUAUAAUGGUUAGUGUGUAGAGUGGGGGUUAAUAUUUAGGGUUAGUGAAGUGCAGUUAAGGCAGCACUUACACAUACACUUCCUAGUGCUGACUGAUGUUAGUCCUGGGCAGCAGCUAUCUUAGCUGACUUUAUUAAAAUGGCAGCAGGUACCACUCGGGAAUGCAAAUUUUACUAAUUUCGGUUAUAUAUACAAUUAAUUUCUGUUGAAUUAUUGAUGACAAUCCUAAUACAUCAUAUUUAAUUAAAAAAUAAAUCAUAAGAAAAAGAUAAUCUCUGCAUAAAAUAAAAUAAAAGAUCAACAAAAUCUUUUUAAAGGAUCAAUAUAAUGUCAGGAAUACAAACCUAUUUUCUAUAGGGAAAUUAUAGUCACCAGAACAACUACAGACGGCUUAUUGAACUUGUUCUGGUGAAUAGAAUCAUUACCUUCAGGCUUUUUGCUGUAAACACUGUCUUUUCAGAGAAAAUGCAGUGUUUACAUUACAGCCUAGUGAUAACUUGACUGGCCACUCCUAAGAUGUCUGUUAGAGAUCCUUCCUGGGUCAUGGCUGCCUAAAAUGCAUCCAAACAUUCAGUAUCUCCUCCCUCUGCAUGCAGACACUGAACUUUCCUCAUAGAUAUGCUUUGAUUCAAUUCAUUUCUAUGAGGAGAUGCUGAUUGGCCAAGGCUGUGUUUGAAUUGUGCUGGCUCUGCCCCUGAUUUGUCUCUUUGUCAGUCUCAGCCAAUCCUAUGGGGAAGCAUUGUGAUUGGAUCAGGCUACCACUUCUGCUGAUGGCAGUGGGCAGGUCUAAAGGAAACAGGGACAAAGUAAGCAGCUGCAAACUUGAAUACAAGUAAGAUUUUACUAUAUUUAGGGAGGCAUGAGAGGAACAGGGGGCUAGAUGGUGGUUUUAACCCUAUAGGGUCAGGAAUACAUGUUUGUGUUCCUGACCCCAUAGUGCUCCUUUAACUCUGUAGUGCUGGAAUAGAUGUUUAGGUGACCACUACUCCCCCCUCUGUGGAAUUUAGGGUGGUAACACUUACCUUUUCUCCGUCGCCAUGCUGAUCUCGCUAAGGUUCACCCCACCUCCAUAGUGGAGAUCAUCAAUCUUGAUAAUCUUAGCCAAUCUAAUGCUUUCCAAUAGGAAAGCAUAGGAAGGCUAUUGCACAUGUGUGGCAAACGGCCGUGCUGCACCAAUCAGCGUUUCCUAAUAGAGAUGCAUGGAAUCAAUGCAUCUCUAUGGGGAACGUUCAUCGUGUCCAUGCAGAGUGUGGAGACGCUGAAUAUAGGAGUGACUGUCACUAGAGGUGUUACUAAGCAGCAAUGGAAACACAACCUUUUCUCUGAAACAGCAGGGUUUACAUUGAAAAUCCUGUAGGAACAUGCUAUAGACACCAGAACCACUACAUUAAAGGGACACUAUAGUCACCUGAACAACUUUAGCUUAAUGAAGCAGUUUUGGUGUAGCCUCACUGCUCAAUCCUCUGCCAUUUAGGAGUUAAAUCCCUUUGUUUAUGAACCCUAGUCACACCUCCCUGCAUGUGACUUGCACAGCCUUUCAUAAACACUUCCUGUAAAGCGAGCCCUAUUUAGGCUUUCUUUAUUGCAAGUUCUGUUUAAUUAAGAUUUUCUUAUCCCCUGCUAUGUUAAUAGCUUGCUAGACCCUGCAAGAGCCUCCUGUAUGUGAUUAAAGUUCAAUUUAGAGAUUGAGAUACAAUUAUUUAAGGUAAAUUACAUCUGUUUGAAAGUGAAACCAGUUUUUUUUUUUCCAUGCAGGCUCUAUCAAUCAUAGCCAGGGGAGGUGUGGCUAGGGCUGCAUAAACAGAAACAAAGUGAUUUAACUCCUAAAUGACAGUGAAUUGAGAAGUGAAAUUGCAGGGGAAUGAUCUAUACGCUAAAACUGCUUUAUUUAGCUAAAGUAAUUUAGGUGACUAUAGUGUUCCUUUAAGCUGUAGUGGUUAUGGGGACUGUAGUGUCCCUUUAACUAUUUUGGGUAGAAAAGUAAAGUGCUAUAACUGAUAAAUGAUUAUGGUGCUUUGAGCGUCUUUUUAACACCUCUACUGUUAAGAACAUUGGGAUGUCAACAUCUAGAUUUUGAUAAUUUUAAAACUAAACCGAAAAAAAAAUAACCAAAGAGUGUGAUUGCUCUGCUGGAUAUAGCACUGUAUGUAACACAUUUUAUAAAUAAACUAGUAUAUUUUUCCAUUAUUAAGAUAGCAGUUGAAUGUAAUAGUGCAUUCAUGCAGUAAUCCUGAAACAUGCAUACGUGUGCUCACCUUCAGACAAGCAUGCAUUCACACAAAUACAUUUAUGUACAAACACACUCACUUAUAUACCUAUAUGCUUCAUACAUGCAUGCUUAUAAUUCAAGCAUCGGAUCUGGAAGUAUCAUCUUCCUCAUUAUGUAUUUAAUAUAUUUGUACAUGUAGGUGAGAUUUGGCCAGGCAGAACAGCCAAAUUAACAAACGCACUUACAAUAUUUAUUUUUAAGACUUUCAGGGUUAUUCACUAAAUUUUCAAUGCCCGCAGUCCAAAUUAUCAAAAAUAAAUAAGUACCGUAUGAGGGUAUUUUGACGGUACAAUCUGGACAUUGUGAUCAUGAUUCAUGUCAAGAGUUUGCAAUACAGCAAAUACACUAUAUGGACAAAAGUAUUGGGACACCUGAUUAUAACACCAAUAGGGACUUUUAUUCUUAAUACAUAGACAAUAAUAUUUAGUUAGUCACCCCAUUGCAGAUAUAAUACCUUCAAUUCUUCUGGGAAGGCUUUUCACAAGAUUUUUAAAGGACCACUAUAGGCACCCAGACCACUUCAGCUUAAUGAAGUGGUCUGGGUGCCAGGUCCAGCUAGGUUUAACCCUUUUUGCAGUGGGUUAAUACAGCCUCUAGUGGCUGUCUCAUUGACAGCCGCUAGAGGCUCUUCUCACUGUGAUUUUCACAGUGAGAAGAUGCCAGCGUGUGAAUGCUUUCCUAUGGACUGGCUGAAUGCGCACGCAGCUCAUGCUGCGCAUGCGCAUUCAGCCAGGGACGUCAGAAGAGGGAGGAAAGUCCCAACGCCGAGCUGGAAAAAAGUAAGGGAUUAACCCCUUUCUCCCCCUUCAGCGCCAUGGGAGUGGGACCCUGAGGGUGGGGGCACCCUCAGGGCACUAUAGUGCCAGGAAAACGAGUAUGUUUUCCUGGCACUAUAGUGGUCCUUUAAGUGUUUCUGUGUUAAUUUUUGCCCAUUCAUCACAAUCUCCAUUCCAGUUCAUCCCAAAGGUGUCCGAGGGGGUUGAGGUCAGGACUCUCUGCGGGCUAGUCACAUUUUUCCACACCAAAGUCAUGAAACCAAGUCUUUGUGGACCUUGUUUUGUGCACUGGGGCACAGUCAUGUUAGAUUAGAAAAGGGCUCAAAAAAUUAUCAAUAGCAGCAUAUAAAUAGCAAAGUGGGAAAAAAAGAUUAACUCCAUAGAGGAAUCCAACAUACCUCAGUAAAUUAAACAUAUUUAUUCAAGUUAUUACAUUCAUCUUAUUUAUUAAUAUAUUUUCUGAUUUAAUUAUUGCUUACAAACACUGCUGAUAUUGGUGGAGUGUGCAAAUAUGAAUUGGAAAGGUGUUUUGAAUGAAAUAAAUCAUAUGGAGCAAUGGAAGUGAAUAGUAGAGAAGGCAGACACAAGGAUGGGUUUAGUGAAUAAAAAUAUAGUAAGGAGAAUAUGGUUCUGGUGUGGAAAUAUGAGAGAGUGCUCUGUAGUUAUAGAAAUGAAAAUCAGCCGGUUUGAAGGCAGGAUUAGUGAUAAAAUCGUAUAGAUACUGUGAUACUUAGACAAAGCAGAAGGUUGAAGAAAAGAGCUGGAGGAAUGAGGAUUUUAUACUCUAUUCACAAAAAAGGGGGAUGGGGGCAUUUAAAAAUGACAAUAACUUCCCGGUGCAGUUUUCCACCAUCAGGAAUUUUUAGCCAUUGUAAAAAUCCAAGAUAUCUCCUGCCUGGAGAGAGUUUUGUCCCCGUUUCUCAUUCAGACAUCAUUUUUAGUCCUAUCAUAGCUUGCAUCUGGAUUAAAUUAAAAGAUUUAAAAUGUCUUCUCAUUGUAUAAGAGGAAGUUACACACCAAUACUUAAUUGUUUAGUUUUUAGACAUCAAUCCACUGUUGUUAUAUUCACUUACUAUAUAUAUAUAUAUUUAUUUAUUUUUAAUUUAAUUUUUUUUGCAAUUCUCAGUUUCAUUUGUAUUUUAUUUGUUGUAGCUAGGAUUUAAUUGUAUCCCAGUAUUUAGAUUUAGACAUCAUCUAACCGUCUUCAUUCUUCACAUGAAUAAAAACAAGAUAAUUGACACUUUCUGCCUCUUUAUCCCGCCUAUGUGCGUCUCUCCAAUUUCUUACAUAUACCACUUUCAUUCAUUUAACUCUUCGUGUUGAAUAUGUAUUUAACAUAACACCACCUUAUUCAUGAUUAAUCAGUGCUGUGAUGUCUGUUUGUCUACUGCGCUCAGCUGCCAAUCAGGUGGCUGAACAGACAAGCACAGCAUUGCUGAAGGUUAAGUAUAUAUAAACCAAAGACCAGACACAAUGCAGUAGAUUUUGAGAGACGAACACAGGCUUAUAUUCAAUGCCCUUCUACACUUAACAGCUUUCCCAUUAUCUGUGCCUGUAAAAGCAAUGUAUCAAAACAUCCAAGUAGCAAACCUGUGGGAAUGUAUCAGAUUUAUUGAAGAAAGUGCAUAUAACUUUCAUUGGGAUUCAUUUCAUUUGAUAAAUCUAGUGCUCUAUGUGUGCUGUGGUGUUGAAGGCAGAUAACUAUGAUAAAUGGCUGUAUUGAAACGGCUGUGUAAAUGCAGACAGUGAGGCUUCAAUCCAUUGGUAUGGUUCUUGCUUGAAGCAUCAUACGAAAACCUGUAUCGUCUUCCAGGUGUAAGGCUAAUUAUCGCUGUAAAUACUGCUAUAACUUCAUCCAUAGCUAUACCCAGCUGUUGAUGUGAGAAGGUCUUACAAUUAUACUAGUGAAGUAUGUCGUCAUUGGGGCACUCUAAGCAACACUAUAGCAAGCCUGAACCAACUCACAGUUUAAUGUCAAACAAUAUGGGAACAGGUUGACAUAAUUAAGUAUAAAGCGCUUACCGGACAAAUAAAAAACUGUUUAGUGCAUAAGUCCUCAUUUAAAGACUGGCGAAAGUCACAACAAACCCUGGCAAAUUCAGUAAAUACUAAAACUUAAUUUACCACAACAGUGGGACAUGGGUGCAGUUAAACAGAACAGAGGGGCGAUAUUCUUUAAAAAGAAAAAAUAUUUAAAGAAACACUUCAAGCACCACAACCACCAUAGCACACUGCCGUGGUUAUAGUGUGAGAAGUGCCCUGACUUUAUCUGGCUGGCAACAUUUAGAAUUUCACACUUCAGUAACAGUGUUCUGAUACAUUCAUAUGUUAACCUGUUAUUGGUAGUUUCAAAGGGAAAAUGAGCAGCAUGGUUUAAGGUAGUAAAUACUUGCUUGCCAUGGAACUGUUUAUUAUUUAAAGGUUACCAAAUAAUUGUAAGCGGAGAGCAUUAGACAGGAAUGCAUGCUCUCCUCCUUAUGGCCAGAUCAGAUAUAAAGCUGACUCGGGGAUAUUUGCUCAGAAGGAUAAAGAAGCCUAGACUGCCCAUGAGCAGCUUAGCUAUCUGAUAUGUGGAGAGCUGUUAAUAUUCUGAAAUAAAGCCCAAGAUGCCAUCUGUCAGGAGGUAGUACUGUCCAGCAAAGGCUUUCAUGAUAUGACAUGGCAAAAUGUAAAAUAAAGGCAGUCGUCUCAUUGAGUAACUCAAAUAUGAGCUAUUGCUCUCUAAUAUAUAAUAUUAAUUAAAGUGUGCACAGAUUUACAAACAUGAACUCUGUGAUGUGCCCAGCAUCGCACAGUGCAAUAAAUGGAACACGUGUAGCGCUUGGUGUUUAAUUAAAAUAUAGUAGCAUUAUGUCUGUGUGUGCAGACCCAAUAUACAUUGUAGGCGUAUGAGAGUUUGUGAUAAUAAAAUGUAUGGCUAAAUUGCACAGGCCACUAUCACAAUACAAUAGGUCUGUAAAAUUAUUGCACAUUACCUCCGUUGUUUCCAUUCGAAGAACCUAGUGGAGUAGUUUAACAUCCUGGACAAAUAUUAAGGGUUUUUGCUGAUUACCUCUACCUUACUGGAUUUUAUUCCACACAUAUCAUUCUUUCCUUGUAUGGUAACCACUACUUCUUCAAAGCAAUGGGUCGGGGCAAUGUCAAUUUUUCUUUGUUGGAGUUAAAAGAAAAGAAGCGGAAGUUACAUAAUGAGGGAAGUGUUAUGAAAUGAAUUAGAAUUAGUAAAAUUACUGUUUGGUCAGUACUGCUCUUUCUAAAGUACCAACAUAGUCCCCCACUGAAUCAAAUUUGUAAACAAAACAAUUACUUCCAAAAUGCUCAGUUGUACAAGCAGUGAUGAGAGCCCUAUUGAAAUAAAUGUACACACUAAUAAUUACACACAUAUGGGAACAUUAAUCUAUGUGUAUUACCAGUAUACAGUAGUAUGUGUCAAGUAGAGGAGAACAUUGUACUCGGUUUGUGACAACUAUAGUGAGGUGACACAAGGUAAGAGUUGAUAUUUUCCCUAAAAAAGUUGGCGCUAAGGGAACUUCUCAUAAGUCUGAAGACAAGUUGAAAGUCUAAUGCUGUGUUCAGAUGUUGACUGGAAUAAUGUAGAAGCAAUAUAAAUUGUUCUUGGUAGAGUGUAAUUGUUGGCACAGGAGGUACAGGUAUCCCCCUGCUUGCACAUUCCUCAUAUUGGGAGACCAUCAAGCUUUAGUAUGUGGCAAACUCAAGGCUUCUCUGGAGGAGCAUUGUGGACAUAUGACACAUGGACAGAAAUCACAGCAAGCCACCAGUACAGUCCUGCUCUAUGAGAUGUCUAUGUAAAUCUAUUUUGCUCCAAAGCCCAAGGUGGAUGUCUGAUUGGCAGCCACUAGAGGUGUUGGAACUGCAAAAUAAAAAAAAAAAAGAAGAAGCUGCACUGUUUUUGUUUGCACAGCUACAAGGGCAGCAUAUAUACAUUAAAUAUCACUUCAUUAAGAUGAAGUGAUGUUUACAGUGUCUUUUAAAUGCUCCUCUGUUUGUCUUUAUUUUGGUCUCAUUUUAAGAAAAAAUAUUAAUGUAAAAAGCUAAAGCGCCUUUUUCUUUUUUUUAUGAUCUGUGCAUUUGCUUAAGCGUAUAAUUGUGCUAAAACAACAUCUCUAAGGAUUGUGUUUCCCCCUGAUAUAACAUUUUCCAAGUCUUUAAAAAUUAAUUGUGAAACAUUUUACAGGGUCGUUGUUCAAGGGAGAACUGCAAAUAUCUUCAUCCGCCAACGCAUUUAAAAACCCAGCUUGAAAUUAAUGGCAGGAACAAUCUUAUCCAGCAGAAAACAGCAGCAGCCAUGCUUGCCCAACAGAUGCAGUUUAUGUUUCCAGGAACUCAGCUCCAGCCAAUGGUAAGGACUCUCCUGCUGUGUGCAAAACACGUGACCAUGAUAUGUAUACUCAUCACGCAUAGAAAAAUUAACAGAGACAUUUGUACUCAGUUCCCACCCCACGUUUUUAAAUAAAUGCAUUUCCCACUUGAAAUCACUAGUUGGCUGGAAUAAAUAUUUAGGUAACCAACACCUUGGUUAGGCAGACAACUGUAAUCUGACCAUUUGAAGUGUUAAACAUUUUGGUGGGUUUAGUCUACGUUUUAUUUUGAAAUACCCUUACUCUUCCACAAUAGACUUAUACACUCGUGUUCAGUAGAAACCUUGCUAAUGCUUUUUUAAUCCAUAUAAAAUGGCAAAUGAUUGAACUGCAACCUAGAUAAUCAGGUUAUGCCCUGGAACAUAGAAUUACACUCAUUGUGGAUAAGAUGUGCCAUGGGAAAUCCUGCUAUAAACCAUUAACACACAUUACUGACAUAGUUCUAUUCUGCAGGGGCAGAUAUUAAUUAACAUCUCCAGGUAUUAAGUCAUCCUAAAGGCAAACCAGGUUUGCAGCCCAUACAGAUUAUGAUCACUAGGUGGGUAGUAAGGUAAAACAUGUUGAUGUUCAAUUUGUAAAAUGAUGUAUUUAUUACAUUGAUACCGCAGUCAUCCUGAGAUUUAUGGGUAGUGCACAUAUGACAAUAUGUGCAAGGUAUUGCAAAAUCUUUACAUUGUUACAUAAAGGCAUAGAUAUGCUUGUUUUCUGGGCAUUAUCACAGCUUGUAGAGAAACUGAAAUUGAUUACAGCCUGAAAGAAACUGUAGCAGCAUACAUUAUUGAUAUGCUUGUGUGCAGUAAUCAAUAAUAUGAAGACUUCAGGAGUCUUGCCACUGUGAGUGCUAACAGUAAAGAAAAAUGUGUGGAUGAUAUAAAAACAAGUUAAAUAUAUUGUAUGUACUUUUUAUCAAUAAAUAUACACGCGGCAACAAAAGUGACACAAGUCAAACACACAACUGAUGUGUUAGCUCACAUACACACUGACACUUUAUAGGUUACACAUUUUUUAUGGAAAAAUGGCACAUUAGGAGGGACCUGUACUGGUUUUGCAUACUCUCUCAAUUCUGUUUCUUCAUGCUGUCUAGCUGUGUGCAGUAGAUGGAGAAAAGAUCCUCUCCUUCUCGUCUCGUCUUCAUUUUGCAUGUGCAUGCCCAGUAACCUGUGAGGCAGAUGGAAAAUAGGAAAAAUGGUACACACUAGGAAUCUUUGUAAAACCUUGCAAUCCCUCAAUAGAAUAUAUAGUCAGAUGCAAAGGAGCCAAGAUGGAGACAAUGAUUUAAGAUGAAGAGGUGUGAAUUUCUACAUUUAACUUAACAUCUCUCAAAUACAUAUUUGUUAAAAGUAGGGAUUAAUUAGCAAAAUAUUUAAAAUCCUGGGCAGUAACAAUUCCCCUUUCAUGUACUCUUUUUCUGAUAGCUGAUGUACAAACACUCUAUUAAAGUAACAAACAGCUUGUGUAUAAUCGAGCAUUUGUGUGCGCACGUGUGUGCUUACGUAGAAUGCAGAACAGAGGGACAGGUUAGGUCAGGAGAGGAGAGCAGUUUGUACAUUUAUACAAAGACUUGACACAUUUAUUUUGAAUCGAGGAGCCAGCUAAAAAAGUUAGGAGACAGUAUUUCUUUAAACUAACAAAGUUUCAUUUUCAAUGAGAAACAUGCAAUUCUUAAAUGGACACUAUAGUCACCAGAACAACUACAGCUUAAUGUAGUUGUUCUGGGGAUAUAGCCAGUCCCUGCAGGCUUUUCAGUGUAAACACCGCCUUUUCAGAGAAAAGGCGGUGUUUACAUUUCUUCCUAGUAACACCUCUAGUAACAGUCGCUAGGGUCUUGGGUCAGUGCUGCACAGUGUGCAGCACCUAAUUUUAACAUCUCCACGCUCUGCAUGGAGGUACUGAUUCCUCCCCAUAGAGAUUCAUUGAUUCAGACAGACACACACAGACAGGGAGACAGACACACAGUCAUUUUCUCACACACACACAAAUUGACAUCUUUAUUUUAAUUUAUGUCCACCCGGCCUCCCUACCUUUGGGAAAGCUGAGGGGAUCUUUCCCUGGGGUCCAGUGGGGCUGCUCUGAUAAUCUUCUUGCAGCUCCUCGCUGCUCCCUUGUGCUCUCUGCUGUGAUGCCGAGCCGGAGUGACAUCAUAUUCCAGCUGCUGAACAGCGCACUAGGGAGCAGAGAGAAAUUUUAAUAAUAUUACUGCUCUUUUGCGUGCCGUCUCCUUGCUGCCUCGGCCAACCACCUCCAUGCUCCUCAGGGAAGCCGGAUCUAAUGUUCCCCACGGCGGCAGGCUCCAAUGUUCCCCAUGGUGGCCAGUUCCAGUGCUAUCCCAGAUGACCACCUUCGCUAAAGGACUAACAAAUCUCAGGUGCCAGGGCAAAAUUUCUAGUUGCCAUGGUGACCUGGCGCCUGGGAUUUGUCAAGCCCUAAUUUAUACAGAAUUUGGACAAGGACCCAGGAGAAAAUGCUAUCUUUGACAGUUUUAUGAGGCAUCUACUGUUACUUUGGAGGAGAGUAGCACAUUGCUAGGAUCAAGAGUCAUGGAGAUCCCCUGCCACUGUGUAAAUGUGUGUUGGGGAAAAGGUCCAGCUGUACUUAUGACCAAGGGAUUGUGCAAUCCUUAAUAGAUUAUUAUGAUGGGGGUUUAAUUAUGUCUGUUGGGGACCUGCACAUUAACAUGACAAAAAUAAUAUUUUGACCACAUAAAGCUUAUCUGAAUUCUGAAGAAAUGUCUUAUAAUAUCAUAAUGAUACAGUGGCAGGAAAAGCAAGAUUCUAGUUAGUAUAGGUAAGACAUUUAAUAAGGGGCCCCUUCUGAUUUCUUGAAAAUCAAUACCAUGUGCUCAUAUUUCUUUACCAGUUGAACUAAUGUAAAGGAGGCAUCUCUUGAGUCUUAGGUGUCAGAGCGCUCUUACAAUAUAAUAAUAUUAUAAUUAGGGCCCCACCCAUGUGCAUGGAUGCGGGACAGGUGGAGGACAUCAGGUCCUCACCCUUUCAUAUUUUAAUUAGUGCCUCCUACCUGCCGCUAAUGGAUGGGGGCCAGAGAGGGGAUGCUAGGUCCCCCCUAUAUUAUAAUAGCCCUUAUUCUCUGGCCACGUGUGGCCACAAUGAUCCGUCCAUCCCGUUAUUUAUUUUUGUGCCCAGAGUGUGGGCGGGGAGGACUAUACCUCCCUGUUUUUUCACAGACUCCAUCCGCAAGGCAGGUAGGGAUAUGGGAGAUUUUAAAGCUCCUUUAUAGUAAUAAGGGGUUUUAUUGAUCCCCAUAGCAUUUUAUUUUUAUUUGUUAUUUUUUUAUGUGACAGCUGGCUAGCAAGCACUGGAAUGCACAUAAUUAACUCUUCAUUACUGAGGUUUUUAACUAUUUGCCCACUGGGCAAAUCUUAUUAAAAUCAUUCACAUGUUAAAAAGUAAGUGAACAAUAAUUUGCGAAUGUGCAGCCUGCCAGAUGGAUUUGGUUACGAAUUUCAGUAAAACCUGUGCUUUGUGAAUAUAUACUGAAAACUAUGUUUUAUAUAGGAUCCAGAAGGGAAAACACCAGUUUUGAUCUGGACAUCAAAUAUAUCUGUAGUACAGAUGUACUGGAUACCGCACUCACCAAUUAACCCAGGUGCUCUUAAGCCAGGGCUGGUCAGGCCUCCUUUCCAAGAUAUGCAGAAUAAAUAGCGGUCAGACACUCUGGAAUAACAGAAAUAGCAGCUUUAUCGGGGCAAAAGCCUGGUAGGGUCGAGACGUUGCUGCUUUUGCCCCAAUAAGGCUGCUAUUUCUGUUAUCCCAGACUGCCUGAACCAUUAUUUAUUCUGCAUAUCGAAUGUAUUUUGGCAAUUGCUGCAGUUUUGCUCAUGCUGACCGAAUUCAGACUGCAUUUGGGUUUAGUAAAUAUAUGAAUUGCCGCUGCAAGUGAAUGAAUAAUAGUAGUGAUACUUUUACUGAUGACGAGACUACUCUUUGAUUGGAAGAUUGUUACAGUCUGACUCUGUCAUUAAAGAGAUACUAUAGUGUGUUUCCCCUCCCCCCUCCCCCCUUCCCCCCCCACAGUUAAUAUAGGGUUAAAAAACCUUAGGAAACAUAGGAAAACAUGGGAUCAAUGCUUUUAUAUGGGGAAAUAGCUGAUGCUGGAUGUCCUUGUGCAGAGCGUGAGGAUGUCCAGCAUCAGUUAGUGGACCAAAAGUCCAACAUUCUAAUAGACAGACACUACAGGAUGCUACAGUUUCUUUCAGGCUGUAAUCAAUUUCAGUUUCUCUAAAACUACAAUGUUUUACAUUACAGCACUGAGUGCAAUAGGGACACAGUACUCAGACCCCUUCAAUGGGCUGAAGUGGUCUGGGUGCCUAUAGUGUCCCUCUAAAACUAUUUGUAUUUUUGUUAGAAUUGCCAUCCCUAUGUUUAUAAGUUAUUGCAAUCUAAUUCCGAUAACACUGCUUAUCAGCAUUAAGUUAAUGCACUAUGGGUCACUACUGUUCGGUAGUUAGGAGAUUAUAUACAGCUAAUUAUAACUAUACUGGUGCUUACUAUGCAUCUAUGCUAUCUGUUACAAUAUAAGAUUCUAGAAAUAUUUUUUAAUAUAUCAACUCCAUAUCAUACAUACUUUUGCCCUCUUCCAAAUCGUAAUGGGAGAGGGAACAAUCACUAAAGGUAGCAUGCCAGUGACAAAUGUGACAAGUCAGAUGGAAGAGAACUCGUUAGAUAAGGGCGCUUUUCUGUCCUGUUAGAUGUGGCGGCAGUAUGCUCAUGUGCUUUGGGUUGAUAAAUGUAAGCAUCCAGAAACCAUCAAAAGACUCCAGCGACACAGUUCAUUUACUUCAGGUAGUGCAGGUUUAUUGGUGCAGACUCAUUAAACAGAGCAUCAUCAGAUUCAGUUUAACCUCCAAGCUCCACAAACUUCUAGUCAAAAGCUUACAACAUAUGGCAGGAAAGUGUAAUCAUCGUAGUAACCAUAUCAGGACUUUUAAUGGGUCUGUACCAGUAAACAAGCAAACAUGCACUACCUGAACCAAGUGAUUGUUAAACACAUGAGCCUGAUGGUCAUUGGACUGCAGUGUUGUGUAUGGUGCAAUCAGCCAGGCACAUGUACAAAGCACUGUAAAUUUACUGUCCAAUGCAGGCUCCCUAGUGUUCAAUGAUGGGAUCGUACUGCAUUUUUGUGUGGUUUCCUCUAGUGUCUUUUGGAAGGAUAUCAGUAGAGACUGUCCAUCCAGCGCGGGAACAAUUGAAAGGAAUGUUAUAUUUCUAAGGAGCCAUAAAGUAAAUACCUCUAUAAUACUUUUAUCAGACAUGUUACACUAAGUGGGUAAAAAGUCUGAAAGUUGAACUUUAUAAAAGCAUUAUCAGAUAAUUAAACUUGCAUACCACUCCCAGUGUCAAUAUCUUUGUACCUUUUCAUAGAGACUUAUGACCUGGUGAACAUUGACCCGGCAGUUAUGAGGAUAUUGAAAUUGAGAGUAGUCUGUAAAUUAAUCUGAUAGUGAUUCUAAUAUCUACUAAAGACAGGUAGAUACAAUGUUGCUGACAGAUGUUAUUCCCAUUGAAAAUUGGAUUUUUGGAAGACAUUAGAUGGGUAAAGCUAUAUAUCAAAUUAUACUAUUAUUUUGAUAUAGCAUUUAAAUAAAUAUAUAAAGUGCAGCCCUAGCCAUCUUUGGUUUGAUUUAUUUAUAUAUAUGAAAUAUGCUAUAUUAACACAAAAACAAUGCUAUCUUAAAACAAUAACAUAAUUUGAGAACCAGUUUUCCAAAAGGUUUGAGUUGUUUGCAGAUAUACUUAAAUGUAAAGUUAUGGGGUGAUUAUUUUAGAAAAUAGUAUUUUUCAAUGUGUUUAUGCCUCCAUGUGCAUUUAAAUCUCGUCUGACUGUUUGUGCUAAUUCUGUCUGGGAUCUAUUUACAAACUGCUGAUCAGGUAUGUGAAUAGGAACGACACAGAAGUAUUAAUCCGUAUUAAUUGCAUGUUAUUUAGGUCCACUUAGGCUCAUGUCUAAAACAAAGUCAUUAUGGUCUCUUUCAACCUCUGACCCUGGUGAGUUCAAUGCAAGGUGCAUAGGCUGAAUCCCUAAGUCACUGAACACAAUGAAAACCUGCUUGCUUGCUUGCUUGCUUGCUGCAGUUUGGCAAAUUAUCCCUCAAAUGCCUGCACCGAUACCCACAUGCGUCCAAGUUACACUGAGUUCCAAGGAGUUUUAGCUCAGAUGCAAAGAAGUGAAUAGAACCUUAUUAUAACAGCUUUUAUGGUAAUGAUUAUAACACCUAUAGCAUUUUCACAAUCAGCAUUGGUUCUGUAGCUCAAUGUAAGUAAUACUGCAGGCAUAUUUGGACAUUGUAACAGUGCAAGAAUAGCAAACAUUACCAUGCAAGGACAAGCCAAUAAAUACAACUUACCUUUUCCACAUAAUUACUCUUUACACAAAACCGACAUUGGGACAUAUUUUUUAUUACAUUUUACCAAACAAAUGCAGGUAACUGGUUUCUACUGUAUUUGCUCCAGCCUCCUUACGUGAGCCUAAAAUUACAGUUUAGAAAUAUAGUUACCGUAAUCCUAUUACUUAUUUAGCAUUUUCUAAAUCCCAAAUAUCUGCAAUGGUGCAUUCAUAAUUUGUGUAUAAUAUAAUGUUUACAUUAAUUUGAAUCUGUUCUAUUACUUGUAUUUUUCUAUCUAUGUUGUUUGUAUUUCAAUUUCCAGCCCACAUUUCCUGUAGGCCCAGCAUUAGGAACAAAUACAGCUAUUAGUUUUGCUCCAUAUCUUACACCGAUGACCCCUGGAGUUGGACUGGUCCCUACUGAAAUGCUACCCUCUACACCUGUGAUUGUUCCAGGAAGUCCACCUGUAUCAGUUCCUGGCUCUACUGCUACACAGAAACUUCUCAGGACAGAUAAACUGGAGGUACUCUUACCAAUAUGUCCAAAACAAACAAUGUACAGCUGUGAGAAAUCUAAAACUACACCUAAGCAAAUAUUUCAGAAAAAAACUAAAAAAUGCUUUGAAACAGAUGUUUGAGUGGACCGGUGAUGCAGAGCUUGACAAACACAUGGUGCUUGUUUAAAAUAACACCAACAUAUUGGCUUUUUAUGAAUACUGUAUGGCAAAGAGUGGGCUAUGGUAGCUGUGUCAUGUAUUGUUAUAAAAAUUACUGCCAAAUAUCCACAUCUUAUAGAUGUGGUUGGUUUAUAGUGCUGUACGAAGCAUGAUAUCAGCAGUGAUGCUUGCCACCUCAUCUAUUUCCCUGUGAUCAGCUUUGUCUUCUCACUGAACAAUAGUGUCUGUUGGAAAUUUAAGAUCAGAAUCACUUAUGUAUUAUAAUAUAUACUAAUUUUGUCAGUGAGUGUAGUUACAUGAUAUAUGGUUUUGUGUACAAUGUGUGAUUUGGGUUUAGUGUGGUUACUACUUGUGAUAAGGUUGUCAGUUGACUUUGGAAUAUGGUACCGGUGACGUAGAUAUAUCAGGAUAUCAUGUGGGUGCUGCUUGUGUUAUGGGUAGCAUGUGAUGCUUCAUGUGGCCACAAUGUAAAUAGGAUCAGGAGUAAUAAAACGUAAAAAUAAGUAACAAAAGGUACUUUAAUGCUGCCUAAUGUACUUCUGUACUCUUUCAGGAGAUAUAAAUAAAGACACUGCAAGCUGUGUAUAGCAGCCAUGUUUCAGUUGUUACAGGAAGGAAGUACCCACCGCAACAGGAAACACUUGCAAUAGAAAAUAAACCAUAGAGUUAGUUGCAUGUAAACCAAACAUAGCAUCCAUAACAUAAACUUCUAACCUCUGUUGUUUGAUCAGGAGGACAAUACAGGUGAUCAUGAGCAUGUGGUGUUUCAUGCAGUAUGGUUCCUCCAAGUCAUAUGGGUUAAAUGCAGUAAGGUGCAUUACAUUGGUAUAAUGUAGAUUCUGCAUGGGGUUUUGGUGCUGUAUGUGAACCCAGAUGUGUGUUCUGAAUUCUAUUUGACUAUGGGGAGUCAUGUAGGUAUUGCAUGUCUUAGGGGUACUGCCCAUUAAGUCUUGACAUGCGUGCUUAAUUUGAUAAAGGUCUCGGGUGGUAAUUUGGUAACUGAUGGGUACUCAUUUUAACUUUUGUUAUAUGUGAUGUUGUUGCCAUAGCUGCUCUAUAUUAAAUUUCUAAAGUAUUAAUGACUGCUGAGUGCAGUUACAGAGCCAUCUCAUUUAUGUUUGGCUACUAAAUUGUUGCUCUGUCUUACAAUCAAGUUAAAUUUGUUAAGCCCUUGCCAUAAAGUAACACAUUGAUGUGUUGAGAACUGCAUUAAAGUGUUUGUGCAAUCAAAUGUUUGAAAUGGUUGAUAUGUGUCUCAUAUGAGAGAUAUGCUGUCAAAAUCUAAAUGUAGAAAUUAGCAAUGCAGAAUACUUUAGUCAUGCAUUUAUUUCAUACGUGAUAACAAACUUUGUUAUAUCACCCAUGAUAUAUUUAUUACUCAGCUGCUUAAACCAAGACAUGCAUUUUUUUUUAUUUUUUUUUUAAACACGAAUAUUUCCGGGAACCACAUUUGUUGGAUGGCACCAUGCACUUAGCUCUUUGAGGGCAAUGCUUUACUAAAAAUCCUUACAUUCUAUAGAUUUACUAUUCCUUACAAACACAACCUACUGAAUUCUAAUUGUGUUUAGACAACUAACGAGCUGUCAGACUGUGAUAUUACUGGAAAGCUUUGUACCAAACAGCUUUUUCUAUAUAUAUAUUGCAUAUGUUGUUUUUGGUCAUGCCACUUAUGUCAGAACAACCCAAAUGUGUAGUAAACUGAGCAUAAUGUAACAAUAACAAUAUGAUAUAAAUUAGGUGUAUUCAUGAAAGAUCGAAGAGAGAGAUUUCAGUAGAACUAUGUUAUUUGAGACAGAUUGACUAAUAUCACAGUAUAACAUAAAAUUCAUUAUUAGCUUUAGAUCCUUAAUAUGCCAUGUUUUGUUAUAUAGAAUUUGGCCCAGUAAGGUGGGCCACAAUUUUAGGAAUGUGUAUUUUUUAAGUAUUAUAAUGUAAUGCGAUGGACCUUAUAGGUUUCUUAUACAGUACAAGCAUUUUUUUGAGCCAAUGGUAUAAAAUGUGGCCAGUUCUGGGUUAAAAUAUAAAUGCCUGCUAUAAAUAUAAAGUGUCCUUUGUUUGUUUGCUUGUUUUUUUCUUUGCUUGUGUGUGUGUCUGGGUAUGUUUUUCUUUCAAACUAUAGCUGUAUAACACUGAAAGCCAUUACUGGUCAGAUACACAGUGAUUUGCCCUGGUUUUUCCUAUGUAGGUAUGCAGGGAGUUUCAGAGAGGAAACUGUGCAAGGGGAGAGACUGAUUGCCGCUUUGCUCAUCCAGCAGACAGCACGAUGAUUGAUACAAAUGAUAACACUGUAACCGUUUGUAUGGAUUACAUUAAGGGUCGCUGCAUGAGGGAGAAAUGCAAAUAUUUUCACCCUCCUGCACACUUGCAGGCCAAAAUCAAAGCUGCACAACAUCAAGCCAACCAGGCUGCAGUAGCAGCACAAGCGGCUGCUGCAGCUGCAACAGUGAUGGUAAGUGGAAGUUCUCACCCAUCUGAAAUAUCCUUUUGGAAGAGCAUAGCUUUACCAUUAACGAUUAAUUUGUGUAUGGUUUCUAAUUAUAUAUAUUAUAAAGCAUGACAUUGUACAGUGAAUUUAACAUUAUUGUGCAUUUCAUGUUGGCUUCUCACUGUACAGUGUAAAAAAAUAAAAUAAAAGUGAAUUGCGCAGCAGAACAGGUAAUUUCAAUAAACUGGUGUCAGCUCUGCUUGAAUAUAACCAAAGGCUCCCACAUUGUUACCUAAAAAAUAAACGUUAAUGCAAGUACAAUUCCAUAUUUGCUUUAUGUGUGCUUAGUAAAACAGGUGUGAAUAGAAAAUACUCUGAAUAAUCAAUGAUUAUUACGAGUAAUCUGGCAUCAGAGAUACACUUUUUGAAUACAGCCAUAGAAAUUAUAGAAGAUCACACUUUUUUCUAUACGCACAAGAGUGUGUAUUUUGUGUUCUUUGUUCCGUAUUCUCUCUUUCUCUUGAAUAAAAAAAAAAAAAAAAGCUUUUCAUAGUAUUGGCAAAUGUGUCAGUGCACACUGAUAUAGAAUAUAAAUGGCUUUUAUAUAAAAUAGUUCAUGUAUAAAUGUCCUGGGAUGCAAGUAAUAAUUAUACAGCUUACCUAUUAGGCAUUGUACUGCUUAUAGAAGCUCUAAAUGAAGCAGGUAAUUAGAGUUGUAGAGAGAGAGACAGAAAACUGACAUCGGCUUGAAUUCAAAAUUGUAUUUUUUUUUUUACCAAUAUGAAAAUGUAUAUAUAUAUAUAUAUAUAUAUUAGAAUAUAUUAAAGGGACACACCACUACCCAAAUAUAAUAAUAUAAUAAAUAAAAAUCAAUGUUUAGUAGAUACCCCAAUGAAAACAGGCAUGCAUUUAAUUAUGCACUGCUUCUUUGGAUUAAUAUCUGAAAACAGCUUGCAAAAGCUGCAGAUCUCUUGUCUGAAGCUUCUGCAAGCCCUCCCCUCUUACUGCGCCCAGACUUACUGUGGCUGUGCAAUCACAGACUUCCAAAUGCAGCUUAGUGAGACAUCUUUGCAAGGCAGGUUCUCUGGGCAAUUGCUUGUAUCUUGAGUUUAGCUCCACUGCGCUAACCAAACCAGGAAGUAAUAGGACCAGAUUGAUAGCCAGGGGGAUGUAACAAGGUUAAUUUUUUAAAACUGCCAAUUUCUAUUGAAAUCUAUUUGUAAAAUAAACAAAAGAGGAUAUAGUCUGGACACAUAAAUCACUUCAGAAGUAAGCUAAAGUGCUUUAGGGGACUGGGGUGUCCAUUAAGAGGGUGCAUAGGAACUUAAGGAACCAUUGAAAUGACGUUGUUAUGGUGCUUAAAUGUCCCUUUUCAUAGAAUGCUAAAGUAUUAGGAAUACAAAAGUGUAUUCUUAAAUCGAUAGUGCACUGCUAGCAAUUUAGGUUCGAGGUCCCCACCUGUAGGGAGAAAAUAAGCCAUUUUACUUUUAAAUUUUUCCAAUUGUUUUUUUUUACCUUUUCUCCCUCAUAGCACUGUUCCGUCUCCAUAGUUGAGAUCAUUAAGAUUGAUGAUCGUAGCCGAUCCAGCGUUUUACUAUACAAAAGCAUUGGGAGGCUAGUGGCUAACUAACUGCUCCAAUCAGAUGGUCCCUAUGAGAUCAUCUGAUAGAAAUAGCAACAUUUUACUCUGCUAUUUUGGUGGAAACACCUAGAUAAUUCCUGUCUACAUGGGUGUCCACAUGUACCAGCAUUGUUAUCAAAGUGUUUUGUUUGAAAAAAUUGGUCUAAAUGUAGAAGGAAAUGGCAUUUACCUGCUGGUUCCACUGUUUUCCAUAGUGAUUGUCACACUUUUAAUACUUCACAUCACUUUUUAGAACGGAACACUGAUAAACCUUCCCACUGGGUCACCUGUUAGAACAUUUUUGGAUGUAUUGCAGAUAUAAAUAACCUACUUUACCCUACCAAAUGUCUUUCUUUCUCAUUUUAACUUCCAGCAAGUACUUUAUAUGAGUACACCCAUGUAACAUAAAUUCUAGAAUAGUUUCUUUGAACAAAAUGCUUUCCUUUAACAUCUAUUUGCCCUUAAAAGUUACAUUUUGCUGUUUGCAGCUAUUCCCUUCAAGAAGAGUGGGAUUUGUAGGUACAGUUUGCCUAUUAUAUUUGUUUCAGUCCUAUUAUUACACCCUCAUAGGCAGAAAAAAUAUACAUCCACUAACUUUAAUCAUUAUUGAUUUAAUCUCUGGAAUACAAGCCAUCAAAUGAUUUGUUUUAAUAUUUGUAAUAUGGAUUGUGAAAAUAAUAAAAUCUACCUUGUUGUAUUACAGCGAGAUUGGUAGAGAUAGCUCCGAUUGUCAGCAUAUACCAUUGUUUGUUCAGCUGAAUGAUUCCAUUGUACCUUGAAUUCUGUUACCCAACUGUAAGCGUACAAAAAGGCAUUGUCAAAGUUAAUAGCACUAAACAAUGAGUAAGAAUACAUUAUAUAAGUGUGGCUUGUCAUAUCACAUGUAUGAAUAAUAGAAUCGUUCAAAUCACGUGUAGUAAGCUUAUCAAGUGUAGAUUUUAGAUACUAGGUGAAAGGGUUUCAUUAUUUAUUAUAAUUAAAGCAAUGGCAACGUAUCGUUAAGGGUGAAGUACUGCAUAUAUGUCAACUCUGGCUCUUUUGUUUGUACCUCUUUUUCAACACUGCAGUCAUCUGUCUAAUGUGGUUCCCUAUACUGUGCUUUUGAAUGAUCAAGUCAUUUGCCCACACAAGUGCAACUUUGACCUUCUCCCCUCUAUUUUCUUUUUUCUUAAUUCUUCUAAUGCAGCAUGAAUGCAGUUCAUGGAGACAGUGCUAAAUUCGGAUAGAAAGUGUUACAUUUCAAGAGGAAAUAACUGUUUAUGCCUCAUUGUUACUGUAACAUUUAAUAAGCCACAUAGAGAUUAAAAACAAAAAAAUAAGCAGAAUCAGAAAAAAAACUUAUUUUUUUUAAUGUUUCAAAAGCACAUAGAGCAGAUUAGUAUAUUUCAUGAUAAUAUAGGGAAAAUGUGUGCAUGUAUUAUAUAUGUAUAAUGAGCAAUCACCAUGGAAACCCCGUAGAAUGUAUCUCAAAAUUUAGCACAUUCUUCCAGUAUCGCAUCUAUUUUAUCCAGAUAAAUAUCGCCAAAUAAUUCAUUUAGCUCAAUAUAUUUUGGAUAUUAUCCUCCUUUAAAGUAUUUUUUGCUUUUUAUUAUAUUUAAUGUGAAUCCAGAAUUGUGUAGACAUGUGCGUCUCUUUCCUUAAAAGCCUAUGAGCAAGUACAUUGCAUGGCAUAGUCUCAAUUUGUUGCCAUUUAAAGGGAUUCUGUAAGCAAAUCUGUAUUCUUUACAUUAUAGUUUUAUUUUAUUAACCUAACAGGUUAGCAAUGUAGCUAACAUGUCAGUAAUCAUUUUUAUAGCAACUAUAACGCUUUUUGUCACUGGUAGUCUGAAAAUUAACCCUAAACAUUGGAAGAUGUGACCAUUUUUACACAUUUCAGAAUAUUUUUCAGGUCUCCUAGGUAUUACAAAUUAUAUUUUGUACUUUCCCCCCUUUUUUUCAGUGUCAUUGGGAUAGCAUCAUGUACAUGUCAGAAGGGGCCAGCUUGGGGUUGUCAGUGACAUAUGUUGUGUACAUAUAUCUCUACGUGCCUAUGCUCGACCAGUCAAUGUUAUUAUAAGUACAAAAUGCUGAAAUGAACCAGCCUAAUAUUGUUGCACUCAGCAUUAUUUAAUAGUACUAGUCACUAACUGUAGCUGGGUAGAACAGGUCCCUGGACCACAAGAGCCCAAAAUGUCCCUAUAAAAAGCAGAUAUGUUGACAACUAUGUCCUCACCAUAUUAUAGGUACAUUUAACACACACAAAUAAUAUAACAAGCACACUAUUUGAUUGGUUGGUCAAAUGAAGAAUUGUACAAUAAACAGGCCUAUUUUUAAACAUAUUUACAAAUGUAGGGCAAAAUAGAUGCACUGGGGAAUCCUGAUUCUACAGAACUGAGUUUUUCCUCAGAUCUGCUUUUUUUUUUAAUUGAGCGUUUUCAGGUACCCAUAACGUACAGUCUACAACAGUACAGUGAUCACUAACCUUGGCACCUCACAUGUCUGUGAUUAUUUUCCUUGGUUCACUGAGCAUUGUGGGAAAUGCAGUUCAAAAUCAUCCAGAUGCCUAAGUUAGCUAACACUGGUUUUAAAUAUUUGCAAUAUCUUUGACAUAAAAAAACACAAUUCAUAGCUUAUUGUAUGUAAUAAAGCAAUUUAUAGUGACCAUUAAAGCCCAGUUGAGUCAAGGGGAAAAGUUAAUAACUGAGAAUAUACCGUACUUAUAAAACAACUACUAGAGACUGUUAAAUGUAAUGCUGAAAGCACAUUUGUAAAGCUUCUUCUUAGACCCUUAAUACCAGGGACAAUUUUCCAACUUCUGAACUAAAACAAACCCUGGAAUUUGUGCUAUGUGUUUGUUCCACUGUAAUUUAAGGGUUUCUCCUUAAGUGCACCCAUGCAUAUUAUGUAUUGUUUUGUUUUUUUUAAAGGACAGAAGUGUAUUUCUUUUGAUAUCAUAUAUGUAUACCUAACACAACAUUAAGUGUGAUUAAAAUGGGAAAGAAUAAUUUUUUUCACAGUUUUGCUUAUUAUUUUUGCACAUCAAAUGGAACUAAAGACUAAACUCAAUAUACAUUUACAGUACUAUAUCAACAGAGGGAUUUCCCAAAGUAAACAGUACAGGGUGCUCUGUACUGUAUUAUUACAACAUGAGAGGGAGAUCCCCCUGUCAUGCUGCAGCUCUUGCUUGCUAUCACUGUUGAUCACACAGUGAUCGAUGCUAGGCAGCUGGCAAAUCACAACUGUGAUCACUGUUACCAAAGUGACAUGCAAGGAGACGCUGGGAGUCUCCUCUGAGUACAGGCAAGCUGAGUAUUACCACAACUGAGCAGCAUUGCCAUAGGGCCACAGCUCAUCUGUCAGUCCAGGGCCACUAAAUAUGAGCUCCAUGUAUCAAUUGUUCCAUGCCAUCCGAACUGCUUUAAAGCUCACUAUAUUUAGGACAGCAUGGGAUGUCCUAAUGUCGCUAAUGGGUUAACAAUGAGAGAAGCAAUGUAAUGUAUAAAAAGUGGAGGUUGGAGCUUCUGAAAAAGAAGUGGAAUUAUAAAUACAGCUAGUUUUCACUUGCAUUUCAAGGUAACUCUGAAAACAUGUUCCACACUAUUAACAUUUUGUCCAACUCUGGCCUGAAUGUUGCAGCCUGGCUGUAAAUGCACUAUAACUAACUUGUAUUGCAUCUGCAACCUGCCUAACUGUCCAUUUCAAUUUAGUGCUGUCACCAUAGUCUACUGGUCACUUACCUGUUCUGCCGAACAAUUCAAGCAAAGUUUGCAAUGUCAGUGAUUUGUUGCAAUGGAUAAUGUAGAACUGAGAGUACUUAAUGGAUUGCAGCUCCUAAUAUGCAGCAGACUUGGCACAGUGUUUCACAUAAUAAUGACAUGUACAACUAUUUAUCUCUUGGCAUGUAAUCUGACUGAACCUAACCUCACACACCUUAUAUUACUGGAGACUUUACCACCAAAGGAUAUGUGAACAUCUUCAUAUCUUUAAUGGUGAAGAAAAGAGAUAGUGAAUUAUGAUGAUUUGAUUGUCAUUGUUUAACACUUAUCUUAUCAUUUAGAGCAGUGACUAAUCUAUAGUUGUUCAAUUUAAUUACAGAGGCUGGCCGAAGUUUAUAGGUGCUUUAGUUCAGCAAUAGUUUGUGAUCUCCUUAUGGAGUUGGUCCUUUUAAAUUGGUGCACAAGCUUAAAAUGACAAUCUUAUGUUUUUGUUUUCAUAAAAUCACAUUUCCGUUAAGGUAGUAGAAAACUGUAGACUAGCUAAAUUUCCAGCAGAUGUAUAGAUCAAUAUAUAUAUAUAUAUAUAUAUAUAUAUAUAUAUAUAAAUGUGGUGUUUCACUUUUAAAUACAUGUACAUGGCACAUAGUCAACCAACGUGCUAGCAAAUAACUAGAUCAAAAUUCAAUUACACAUUUCAUCUUAUUUUGGAUAUAUGUAUGUCCUUGGUUUAGAUGUGUAAAACCAGUUGUAACAAUUAUUAUGCAAGUAUACUCGUUUCCUGAGAAACAACUGAUCUAGCCAUUUGCCUUGCAAAGAUGUCUCCAACAGUCAGCUCUCCACCUCUUGUGAAACUACCACUCCCAUGAAGCUUUGCAGCGAUGUAGCUGACACACCAUUGUGAGAGCAGAAAUUAGCAGAGGAAAGCGUAUUAAAGUGCAUUUAUAAUUUAAUUUUUUAAUGGACGAGUAUAAACAAACUUAAAAAGAACAUCAUAUCAGGAUUUUAAAGAAAAUCAGGAAAUGUAGGUCUUUAUGCAGCCCUUUUCUUAUUUGUCCCACACCACACCUCCCCCAACGUGUAAGCACAUGCUAAUGUAACCUCCUGUGUCAUCUAUUAAUUGAGUUGAGUACUUUCAUAUCUCAACAACCAAGAGACAACUGCUAAUGUGCAACACAACCACUAUUUAAACUUGUCAAUUACUGUGCCAUUUGCUGACUGCAUCAAACUGGGAUGCUGAAUCAUUGAUCUAUCUCCAGUUUACAUCUUUACAUAAAUACCAAAAGUAAAAGCAGAAAGGUAUUCAUUGUUUAUGCAAAUAUUAAAUCAGUUGCUUAUCAAGAAAUAACUGAGGGCACUGUUUCAAAACAUCAAUUUGUUUGUUUUAAUAAUUGCUAGUAAGAAAAUAUGAAUUUUCAAAUGUUGAGUUAUAUUAUCAGCUUCGUUUGCUCUGAAUAUCUUCCUACAUAGUAUGCGUAAUUGCUCUAUGACAGCUAGUUAUGUAAUAUCUCUUUAAAGAAAAAGAACAGUAACCUACUUUGAUAUAGGGAUUAUGUUUUUUACUUACCUCCUGAAUAUUUGACCCCUGCAAACACUUAUAAAGUAAAAAAAAUAAAUCUGUUCUGUUUGUAUACAUGCACAUAUUUGUAUGCAUACACACAUUGCUUGCAUCUGAAACAGGGAGUAAUAAAAACAUAUUUAUCUUUGGAUAAUAAGCCAUGCUGUCUAAAUUAAUUUGUGCAUACAUUAUGUUGUUAUUUAGAAGUUACUUUUCCAAAUCAAUUAAUGCCUAAUUAGAGAGUUUCGAUUUGUGGAUGGAGAAAACUGUCAGAAGCAGCUCUAUAGAGAAUGCUGGUCAUUUGUGGGUCAACCUAUGACUGGAGUGAGCACUGAUGUGGUAAGGGGCAGCACCACUUGGCAAGAGGGUCCCAGAAAGCUGAGUGUAACAAGUGGCAGUGCCACCUUACGUUCCCAGUACACGCAUCACUUAUUAACUGGCACACAACUGACCAGGGCCACACUUGUGUUAUUGAACUCUAGAGCAGAGUGCUGGCCUUGAUAAAUUUUAUUAAAAUAACAACUUCAUCUAGGCAGCAUGGCCAGUAAUAUAAAGAUUAAACAAAUGUUUUAUAUUACUUUCUCUUUAGGAAUUAGCCAAUGUUCCAUGUGGAGUAUUUACUGUCUUUAUGAUUGUACAUAGCCAGUAUAUGACAUAGAAAAGCUAUAGCAUUUGGGCUGUGAAUCAUAAAAUUGGUAGCUUAGCCCUUGCAAAACAAGAGCUUCAAAUGACAAAAAAAUGUAUAUUUUUUCAUAUGCUUUAAUGUUACUAAGCAAUAAACAAACAAUUGCUGAAAAUUCUUGUAAGAGCAGUAAAAUACAAUGAAAAUAGCUUGCUCAGAUGGCAGCAAAUGUCUGCUAAAACUCAACUAACAUCUAAUAUUCAGUGGUGGAAGCUUUAAUCUUUGCUAUAUUUCAAUCAUUUGUAAUAUUCACAUGCUUUAUGAAGUCUGAGAGAUGCUAUAUUCAUUUUCCUGUAUUUCAGACAUCUGUAUUUUACUCUCUUAUAUGCUUUUAACUAAGAUAUAGUAGAUGCAUUUUUGCUUUAGUACUAAUUCAAGGUAUAAUAUUCAUUUUUUUUUUAAAGAAACAUUUUCGUUGUUGUGCAUGCCUAGUGUUUUAUAUGUUGUAUACUGCAUUCAGAAUAUUUUUUUCCUUCUCACCUAUCCACAAUGCAAUGCCGUUCCCAUGAUGCACCUCUGCUUGCUGUUUACCUGUAUGUUAAUUCGCUUGAAUCCCAUUGGCCCACUGCCAUCAUGUGCUCGCUGCCUGUUAUUAAAAGACGCAGUCGACUGCCAAAGCAAUGAAGCGACCUCUCGAAGCAACUGUAGAUCUGGUACUUUGACCUUUCACCUUUUGCUUUGCAUGUAGCUUUUUUCAAUGAAGCAACUAAUUUUUUAUUGCUUUUUUAACAUCAUCUGAGACAAACAAUGCAUAUAAUUAAUGUAUGGAAAGUUAUAUUGAGCCAUCUCAUUUUUCCAUGUGUGAAAACAAAAUUUAAAAAACAAAUUAUAAAUCAUUUGCUAAAAUAAAUUUGAUUACAAAGUACUUGUAUACAAGAUUCAACUGGAUAUUUUGAUUAUCUUAGACAUAAUUUAAUAGAAUAAUGAACUUUUCUUUUGCUAUUUUAAAUUGUUUUUCAUAUUGAUAUAAUUUUAAAUUGAUAUGGAAUGCUUUAUUCUGCAUCUUGUAGAAUAUGUAAAAUUUUAAAUUUUAUCUUUAAAUUAAUUCAAGCCAAUGCUAUUUUGCUGCAUUACACAUUAGAUCUUGUCUGUAGUCGGUGUCACUACAGGUUUAAUGUAAUUAAACCAUGCUUUUGCUACCAAUAACAAAAUCUCAUUUUGCAUUGCCUCAGUUUGGGUUAAGGUGCAUGGCAAGGCAUCUUUUCUGUUUUUACUUAGUUUUACGAUGUUACCACAAUAUGUAAAUAUAUGUAUGUAUGUAUGUUAUGUAUGUGUGUCAUUUCAGAGACUAUACAUGCAUUAUAAACUCUACAAGUGUCAUCUAAUUUUUUGUUGACAGGCGUUUCCUCCUGGCGUGCUUCACCCAUUACCAAAGAGACAAGCUCUCGAAAAAAGCAAUGGUGCAAAUGCACUUUUUAAUCCUAGCGUCUUGCACUAUCAACAGGCUCUGGCUAAUGCACAAUUGCAGCAACCUGCAGCAUUUUUCCCAGCAGGUAUGUUUCACAAUCUUUGAAGCAAUCACAUUUACUUUGCACCUUCACCUAUUGCUCUUAGUAAAGAAAUCAACUUGUCCGUCGAUUCCUUUACUAAGAUCAAUAAGUAAAGGCGCAAAUCCUAUUGUUUUGUCUGAAGAUAAGUUAUCAAAUAAACAAAAGAAACAUCCACAUUGUUUAAUAAAGAAUACAUGUUGUCCUCAGAAUAAUUUGCUUGUAUAUUACGAUGUUUAUAAAACCUCAUAAGCUCACAUACAAAAUUAAACCAUUAACCACUGGUUCUGGUGAUUGGAGAAAUAACUUGCUAUUUUUAGCAGAGUUUGGAAAAAAUCUGAAACUCUACCAAAAUAUUUUCCAAGUUGCAAGUUGAUUCUCAAGUCAACAAAGUUCACUGGUUUUUGGAAACUUGCAUUUAGCUACUGACAGAGUCAAGAGGAUGAUAGAUAUGAAUGCUGAGUUUAAUUUGUUUUACAGACCUGUCGGUACCAUAUAUAAAAAACUAACAAUAGUUUUUAACAACUGUUGCAGUUGUUAAGCUGCAUUGAUAGCAUAUUUAGGUAAAUAAAAUGAAUCAGAACAUAUGUGUGAAGUCUGUGACCAAGUUAUCAUUAAUAAAUCUAACUGAAAUGUAAUAUAACAUGUAUUCUGAGAAAUACAAUAUUUAAUUACAUAUACCAUGCAGAGUGACCUAUUUUAUUAGUGCUGUGCAAACAAAAUAAUCUAUGUAGCAGGGCUGCCAGUCAUGGGUUUUAGUCUAGUAGGUACAUUUUGUCAAGAAUAUGGCCUCAACAAGUUUUCCAAAUAAUUCAAUACCGUCAGAUAAACUUUCCAAAUUAUUUAUCUACAAAGAUUCCCAUAGACUUUAAUGGUGACGUCUCCAGAUAAAUCACUUGAAAAGUUUUUCUAACAGUAUUAAAUCAUCUAGAAAGCUUAUUAAAUCAAGUCCAUUGUUAGGUUUCACACCGUGUUUAUAAAACAUUGCUGUGAAGACGGAUAUGGCUUGUAAUUAGUUGGGGGGAUGGGGGGUUUCUAAGCUUCUAUUAUCUUCACUCACUAAUCCUUCACAUGUACAUGUAAACUUAAAAUAAUCUAACAUGUCAUAUUUGUUGUUAAAAUUAAAAAGUGUAUAUAUUAAGAAAGUAAAUGAUUAAUUAAUACAGAGAAGCAAAUGUUAAUUUUAAAAAGCUGGCGGAAAUUACAUGUAUUUUUUAUGAAUAAAACCAAUGCAAACAUCUAAUCCUCGGCGCUACUAUUCACUCUAUAAGAGUCACUUGUUUUCACAUGUAUUCACUACAAGCUAAGUAGAUGUCUAUAAGAUUAUUGUAAAAACAGUGACAGUAACCUCAAUCACCAAUAGCUCACAUGCCCAUGCUGUUAGUGGUUACUGAUUGGCUGUGCUGUGCUUUGCACCUCUACCUUAUCUUCAAAAUAUAGAAUUAUAUUAAUUACGUUGAAAAAAAUGACUUGCCAAUUUCUAACUGUUCAGUCUGUCAUUCAAACUAAGUUUUGCUUCUGUUAACAAAAAGUUAUCUUUAUAGCUUAGUGGCAAAUAAACCAUGUCUCCUGGUAGAUUUUAACCUUAAGACUUGCUCACUUGAGUAAAGUAUAUCAUUACGUAUUACUUUAAUAUUUUAUUAUUUCUAUAUGUGAGUAUUCUGACACCUUUGUAUCAAAUAAGACUGAUUUACAAAACACAACCAUGCAUUUUAAAGACCUAUGUGCUAAAUGAGUGCAAUUAUUCUUGUUUGGCAUGGAAAUAGUUAACAAUAGAAAGUGUUAAUAAUAUAUAUAGAGAGAGAUUCUCUAUCAAAUCACUAAUAUAAAUGGUUGUAUUAAGCAGCCAAAUAUAUUUUUCUCUUUAAUACGUACAAAGUACACUGGUAGUAAAAAAUAUAUACUUUUUGAGACUAAUUUAUUCUAUAUAGCCCGUUAGGAUAUUUCUUAAUAGUCACAUAUGUAUCUACUUUAUUAAGGCAUACAAACUGUAAUUUUGAUUGUAAUAUAAAUAUAUGAUGUUCUAAUGUUAAAAUUGCAGCUAGGUAUAUUUAAUAUUUUUGGAUAAGCAUUCCAAAUAAUUUAAUGUUUUGGAUAAUCUUUUAAAAUGAUUUUAUAUUUUGAAAAGUAUUUUGAUAUUUUUUGAUGUAUUAAUAUUUCUUUAUAUGUGAUACAUUUUUUACAUUUUAAUAUUUUGAAAAAAAUCAUAUUAAACGUUUCUACAAAAUAUUAAAUCAUUUGGAAAGCUUUCAAUAUUAAAUUGGGCUUAGUGAAUUCAACCCUUUACAGCUUUAACCCUACAAAAAAAAGUGAGAGGAACUAAAAUGUUAACCAGCUAUGCAUUCUAUGGCUUUUCAUUUUGUAUAUUAUCAAUCUACCAGUAAAGUCUAUAUGUUAUCAUGAUCUAGUUUAACAAAGUUUUAAAAUCAAUUUAAAAAGUUAAAAAUAAGGUUUAAAAAAACAUGUUGGUCAAGUCAUCAUACAUCAGUUUGAGACACUGACGUAGAGCAUAAUUUAUUAUAUAUUUUUAUUCUAAUGCAGAUAUUUUGGCCUCACAGUUGACAUCAACUCACCACAAUUUACUGUUGAGUGAGUAACCCCUCUAUACAUAGGUGUCUCUAAUUUAUAGAGUGUGACACACAUUACUGUGUUUUUUGUUUAUGCCAAGGGUUUACAUUUCUAGCAAAUGAUUCAAUAUUACUGUUGACAAUUAUUUGAUUUAAUACACUAAUGUUGGUUGGAAAAUGUAGUAUUUUAUUAAUUAUAUCAAGGUGCUCAGAUAUUUUGAGCACUUAUGUUUGAUUUCAUGUUUAAAGAAAAAGUUUCAUUAAAACUAUAUUUUUAAAUAAUAUAAAUAAGGACAUAUCUCAUUAUUGGAGUACAGAGAUGCAAAUAAAUAAAAUGUAAUAAAGGAUUACAAAAAUAGCAAAUAUACUGUUUGUUUUUAGUUACCCGUUUAUUUUCCCUGACAGAAUACCACUGAUGUUUUUGGCAAACCCAACUUUGUUAUUUCCUGCCUUUUACUUUAAACUGAAACAGCAUGCAAAGCUGACUAUAUCCACUCUUUGCUGAAGCUAUCAAGCAUUCUUGCUAAUUACAUCCCAAUGAGAGGCGCAAAGCAGACAUAGUUCAUACCAAAGCAGUGUAAACAUAAUUAUACGGUUUUCAACUAAACACAUAAUAAAAAAUAAACUUGUGACUUUUCUUAUUGCUACAAUCAAAGAAUCCUACUUUUAUCCUUCUUUAUUAAAUAUUUUCCUUUAAAUGUAGCUAAAUUAGAUUUAUAAUGUGAGAUAAUGUAAGACUACACAUAAGACCACACGAUAAGAAAACUGAUUAAAAAGAUCAGGUUUAAAAGGUUAAAUAAUUCAUCACAUUUGCAGCUUUAUCAAAAUUGAAAUGUUACUAAAAAACAUUAUUAUAAAACUCUAUAGUCUUUUCCAACCAGUUAAACAAGCAAUAAACAGAUGCAGCCAUUUUCCAGAUUAUAUAAGAAUCUGCCUUACUAGUUCUCUUAUGAAUAACUGACAUGCCUAAAUUGAGUGAUUUUAUUUCUAUGUAUGAAUGUUCCCAGUCUGAUUUGCUAUGCUAUGGUCUUUUAGUUAAUUAUUCUGGACUGCGUCCUACUGCAGCUGUUUAUUUUAAGAAUACAUUAACAGCUACUCUGUGAACAAUGUUUAGUUUCUGUACAUUAUCCUUCACUCUAAGGUCAUUCAUCGUUUUCUUUAGAAAUAUUGAAGACCAAAACAAAAAUGCAAACAUGUACUAAUAUACUUCUUCACAACAAGGGGUCAGGUAGGCCUUAUUAUAGCAUUACAUAUGUGGUAAGCCAUUGGUUGUUGGGAGGUUAAAGAGCUGACCCCAAAAAUAAAGUAUCAAAUGUAGUGAAAAGCUGGGAGACAUUGCUUAGUUAGAGACAUAUAGGGUGUGAGAGCCAAUGUUAUUUUCCAAGUUUAGUCCCUUUUAAGAGUUUAUGAAGUAUCACUUAUCAUACAAUCCAAUGUACUAAUAUUGUUUUUUUUCAUUGAUAUUGAGGGAAAUGUCUUGGCCGAAAUCAUAAAAGUCCACAAAACUGUUUACUAUCUGAAUUAAAAAGCUAAAUGAAAAAUAUAUUCUUAGUUUUUAUUUCAGUCAGUCAUAUACAUUAUAAUAAUUGUGAUAUAAAAAUCCCUGUGCAUUAUAAAGCAUAUAUUUUUGCAUUAUACUGCAUGAAGUAAACCCUUUUGUAUUUUGUAAAUCAGAGUAACUGCAAUUUUUUUUAAAUAAGAAUUGUUGCACUUUACUAUCCCUUUAAAAGAUAAAGCAACUCUUGCAAAAUACUGUUAGACUAUGAUGUGAUUAAAUGUUUGUCAUUUCUUUUAAGUUACACUGCACUUUUCAGAUGCUAAAAAGCCAUGGCAGAUAGACCUAUUUUAUAUCCAGUGUAUUGGCCUGCCCCAGGAGUGAACUGGAAAAUUAGUCAAAUAUAGUGUUCAAUAUUCAGAAAUCAAACAUGAACCUAAUAAAAUAUUUUACAUUUGUAGAAUUAUUUGACAAGUGUAAAUGAUCCCCAACUGUAUGGGGCAUUGUUUGUUUUUUCAUGUCUAAUGCCAGUAAAUAGUGUAAAUGUUCUCACUAACACAAUAGAGCAAAAUAGCACAGUGCAUUGAAACUGUGUGUGACCAAAUGUCUUUCGUAUUAUGUAAAUUUUUGAUUGUCUUUAUUUGUCUUAAAUAUUGCCCUGGAACAUCAGCACUAUAAAGUAUUUUGUUUCUGUUAAGGCCAGCAAUGUGACAACAUGCCACUUAAAAAUCACAGUAUUUAGUUUACAUUUGGUGACAUAAGUAUUUUUAAAGAAUUGAUUCCAUUUAAACACAUCACUAUUUUCAACCAGCUCAACAGUUUAUAAGUGUAAUUUACAUUUGGAUUUUCCUUCUCCAUCUUUUCACUUCUUAGUAAAUGUAGUGCUUGUAUUAUUUUGACAAAGAUUUCGCUGUGUUUAUACAGCCUUUGUUAUUUAACUAGCUGUAAGUGUAACUUUUUUUUAGUAGAGAUGUUGCAAGUUGGCAUCAACAAGGUACAUGACAAUUAAUGUAAUUGUAGCAAAGUUAAAACUAAAAAUCCAUUAAUCAUCAACUAGGGUAUCAAUCAUCAACUCAGUUAUUACACAGCUUUUAUGUACUUGGAGCUUAAACCCAUCUUAAUUAUUUAAGUAUUUAGGACCCUGGAAAAAAAUCUGAAACAAUAUUAGCUUCUUAAUUUUGUAGGUAAAACUUUAUUAAAUCCUUUGCCUUAGCUUCCUAUGUGAAUUUAACUAAGUUACUGAUUUCCUACCACUUUGUAGUCCUAAACCAAAUAUCUACAGAAGUGUAAAUAAUAGAUGUUAGUUGUUAAUUGUAUGCCACUGAGAGGUAGCAAAUACUUGCAGUGUAAUGUCAUUAACAUACUGUCACACCAUAUUAAGAAUUAAACUUUUGAGCAAAUGAUAACAAAAUGCUCAUAGCCUGACUAUAAAUAAUUCAUGUCAUGUCAAUAUCAAGUUUGUUGAGAAACUAUUAAGUACAACCAAAUCAUAUACAUAAUAUUGCAUUUAAUGUCAUUCUGGAUUUGUCUGCUCAGAAUUUGCAUGGACCAAGAUUAAAAAAAAAAAAAAAAAAAAUCUUCAAAAUAUUUUAAAAGUGAAAUAAUAAUACAUUUAUAAUUAAUGCACAAUGUUAAAGAUUUAUAUGCAUGUGCAUACUUCUCUUAUUUAAAAAUGGCAAAUUUAAGAUAUUUCAGUGACAGACUUUUAUCAAAGUGAUUAUGUUAACAUUCUGCAAAUUAUGACAUGGAAACCUCUAACCUUGCCAGAUUUUCUCUAAAGCAGUGGUUCCCAAACUGUGUGCACACAGGGGUGCCGCGGAAUAUUUCCCUGGUGCUAUGCUCAACAGGGACCCGGUCAAGUGCCGCAGUCCAUUAAGACCGCGGCCGGGCCCCUGUAAUGUUGGCUGGCUUAGAGGAAGUGACAGUCUGUCACUUACUCCCAGCAUCCUGCAGACAGACAGCGUGGGAGGGAGAGGAGGCAGCCGCAGCGUGAGGGAAGAGGAGCUCCAGACCUCUCAUUCCUACAGCAGCAAGACUCCAAGCCACCCUCCUGGCACAUAAGGUAAGUUAACAGGAGGGGGGCUGGAGAUAUAAAAAAAAAAAAUCACAAAAUGUGAGUGUGUAUAUGUGUGUGAGUGUAUGAGUUUGAGUGUGUGUGAGUGUUUGUAUGAGUUUGAGUAUGUGUGUGAGUGUAUGUGUAUGAGUGUGCGUGUGUCAGGGUGUGCAUCUGUAUGUGUAUAUAUAUGUCAGUGUGCACAUGUGUGAAUGUGCAUCUGUGUGUCAGUGUGUGUAUCUGUGUCAUGGUGUUGGCAUGUAUCAAUGUUUGUGUGUGUCAGGGUUCAUGUGUUCAUAUGUCGGUGUGUAUCUAUCUGUGUAUCUAUAUGUGUGUAUGUGUCGAUAUCCAUAUGAAUUUGUGUGUAUAUGUUGGUGUGUUUAUAUGCAUCUGUGUGUUAGUGUGCAUGAAUAUCUGUGUAAGUAUGUUUGUAUGUAUGUGCAUACAUCCAAGCAGUCAAACACCAGUACAACAUACAAGCACACUCCUGCAAUCUAACACAAAUAUUACAUACAAACACACCGCUGCAUUCAAACUUAAAAUAAUUAUACAAACACACCCCUUCAUGCAAACACAAAUACUUCACACAAAUGUACAUCCACAUUUAAAAGAGAACAUUACAUUCAGACACACCCCUGCAAUCAAAUGCAAAUAUGACAUAUAAACACACCCCUGUAUUAAAACACAAUAAAUGUAUACAAGUACCCCUUCAAACACUGUACAUUACAUUAUAGCGCCAAUAAAUGCGGCAGCGCUGUACAGAAAUACAACCUACACAUUUUUACUUGGGGUGCCUUGGAAAAAUACUGAAAUAUUAAGGGCGCCUUGAACCUAAAAAGUUUGGGAACCAUUGUUCUAGAGGCUCCUGAUUGGCAUCUAAUUUUCUGGCCUUUUUUGAAUUUUUAAACAAAGCAAAAGUUGUCCCCUAUUUGGACAGGCUCCAUGCCUACUUGGGUCAGAACCACAAAAGGAAGGAGGAAAACACUACCCUUUAGAUUUUUUAAUAUGAUCAUAUAUAGAAAAAUUCUAGAACCUUCAAAUUCUGUCGAAUCUUUUACACAUUGGAACAUGUCAACCCAUUGAACAAUACAGAUCAUGAGUUUAUUCUCUGCCCAAUGUGAAAACUAUUGUAGGAUUAGGAGCAAUUUAACAGAUGCAUUAUAAAACAAUGAAUGGCCUGGGUCAAAUGAUGUCUGCACUAACUCCUACUUAUCUAGAGCUGUGCUUGAAAUUCACUCUGAAUGUUAACUCUUUGUAGCUAACCUGUUUCUUUCCCUUUAUUUAUUUUCUCCCACCUCUCAUUGCAUGACAUGCAGGGUCAGUUUUGUGCAUGACACCAGCUACCAGUAUUGGUAGGUUCCUAUCUAUUUUUUAAUCUUUUAUACUGCACAAAUUACCUUCUGUGAAAUUGAAUGUUUUUUAAUAAUUGUUCUAGAACAUAUUCAGCUAUGUUAGCUCUCAACAUUAUAGACUGUAAAGCCUUUAGAAAUCUCGCCUAGAACGUUUUAUAUGCAUUCACUUGCUUUGUGGUUUAAUAAUGACAUCAGUAGUUUCUACUGUUGUUUCUAAUAUUGUUGAGUAUAUGAAAAAUGAAUUGUAAGUAGUAUCACCUGUGUGUAAAACGUCAUAGUGUUGUGUCUUUUUCUCUCCUUUUUGCUGUGUCUAGAAUAUUUCAUCAGAGUUUCCCAGAAAUCCAUGCAGUAAAAAUGCCAUUUACUUAAUUAAAUUCUAUAAUGCAAUAAAGAAUUGUUUCUGUUUGUUCCCUACUGGAAUAUAUAUAAUCAUAAAACAAUGCUACAUCUUGCUUUCAACAUACAUUAUAAGCAUAGACAUUUGAGUGGACAAAUAUUUAGUGUAUAGGCAUAUAUAUGGAUUUGGAUUUUAAUAUUUCAUGAAAUUAUAUUAUGUAUAUUUAUAUAGAGGGUUGUUGGACAUUUUUGAACCCUCUUUACUGUGAUUGAUGACAUCAUUGUUAUGUUAUUGUGGAGCUUUAAUUCAACAUAUUUUAUUUUAGUUAAAUUGGUUGCUUGAAAAUAUAAAAUGAAGAAUGUAAGCUGUAAGUUUAAAAAAACAACAACAUGCAGUGAAAACAAACUUGUUUCCUCCAAAAAGCUAAAGCCUCCUGCACGACCAAUUCCCAGUUUGCAGUAGAUUCAAGCAUUACCUCUCAUGUAAUCUCUAGAGGUAAAGCAAAACGCCUGGUUUCUGUUUUGUGUCCCUCCUGAGAAGCUAUUGUGGAGGCUUAUUUGUACAGUGCAAUCACAGUAACCAGAGGAGGCUGAUAGAGAACAGUCACAUUGCAAAGCCAGAAAGGUAAUGUGAGAAAAGUCUGUGGUGCUGGGAAUUGAUUGGGGGAGGAGAGUUGGGCUCUAAUGCAAUACUCCAUGAGAUAGGAAAAGGUUUUAUUAUUUAAAGAAAAUUUUGUAGCUUCCUGUCUAUGUGAUUCUGUAUUGUCACAUGGACAGUGUAAAUGACCAUAAUCACUACAGUUUAUUAUAUUGUUGUGGUGCAAGGACGUCAUUCCUAGUAACAUUUUCCUUGAAUUCUUGCUGUUGCUUCUUUUGAUUUGUAUCUUCUUUUACAGUGCAGGGGCUCCCCUUCCUACCCAAUGACAUCAUGUGGGUAAUGCUAGGCUCCCCAUUGAACCAUCUAAAUGAUUCAAAUUAGUUUGUUUCACAUGCAGGAAUUCACACAGUGCAAAUAUUAUGAUGGCCCAACGGGGAAGCUAGACUUACCCAUAUGACAUCAGUGGGAAGGAGGGUGCAACCCAAAUGCCAUAGAUGAAGAUAUACAUUUUACUCAGAAAUUCCACAUAAAUAGAGUCCAUCUAGUUUUAUACAGUGUUGAUGUUAUUUUAUUGUAAAUCGUAUUAAUUUAAGGCAAGAAAAUAAUAAUAAUAAAAAGAGUAAAUGAUGUCACUAUUACAUUUUCUACUAUAUAUAUAUAAUAAUCAACCAAUAAAUCCAAAAUCCAAUCUAAGACUGAAAAGAGUGUAGUGAGAGAGUUUUACAUUUUUAAAAAUGUGCUUUUUCUGGGAAUCGCUGAUAAUAUUUUUUUGUUUAUUUAUUUAUUUUACAAACUUCCUUUAAUUGUACCUGUAAUAAGCUUUUUUCCCUUUUUUAUUUCUCUCCCACGCUUUCUUGCUUUGCAUUGUGAUUGCAUGCCAUCUGCUGGUUUAACCCAUGAUGGCUUGCUGCUAUGUGAUAUUCACCAUGCCAAAUCCACUUCUAUUACCAUAAUGCUACACCCUCCUGUUCAUUGCUUCCAUGGUUCCCCUCCUGAAAGUUCCCAUGAUGCACAGCGCUACGUCCGCCACUGUCUCUGCAGCAACAACUCCUGCAACAAGUGUCCCCUUCGCCGCAACAGCCACAGCCAAUCAGGUUUGCUCCUUUUAAAGCUUUCUUUCACAAAUCCCAAAGUGCUAAUAAUUAAAAAAAAAUUCUCUGCAGAAUUUUUUUUUUUUUUUUUUUUAACACAUAAUUGUUUACCCAUCAAAUUUUUUUUUAUUAAAUGUUAAUGGAGAAUGUGUUCCUGGGAGGUUUCACUUAUUCAGAGUUACAUUUUGCAAGUAUUGAUCUUUCUGUUUUAUGUUUCUGUUGUAUGUGUUUAGAAUAAGUUAGAGCAAUAUUCUUAAGAAAUACAUGAUAGGAAAACACAGAUGUAUUAACAUAGCAACAAUUCUAAGAGAGUGGACAGUUCUUGGUAGGGGUAAUAACUUUCUAGUGACGCAAAGGUUUGAUAUAAAACAAUUAUAUGACCCUAUAUAAGUGCUUGAUACAUGUAUUUGUGGGAGAAAUCCUGAUAUCAAAUAAGAUUUCUUUUAUUAUUUAUUUGGAUGUUUCUGUUUUUAUUCAACUAUGAUCCAGUUGAAGGAUUAAUGUACCGUAAGUCUGAAACUAAAAAGCCAGUUUGUGGUAGUUUAUACAAAAUGGCAGAACAUUUUUGAACUCUUUACAAAAGGAAUACUGCCUUUUUAAUUUGACUUCAAAUGUGAUCUAAUCCUUAGCACAAUGUACGUCCUUAUCUCUUCAUUUAAAGGGACACUAUGAGCAUCCAGACCACUUCAUCUCUAUGAAGCAGUCUGGAUGCAAUGUCACUCUUGCUAUAACCCUUCAUUGUCAUUCUGCUGGACCGGCAAUGUUUGCAUUGCAAUGUUUUAUACUGGCAGCCACUAGAGGCUUUUCCACAAAAAUAGCUGAGUGAAACUCUACUACAUCAAUCAGAUGGUCUUACAGAGACUGUCUUAUUGGUGCAGUGUUUUGCCAUGCAUGCGCACUAGCCACGAAAGCAAUGGUUUGGCUGUGAUGAUCAAGAUCGGCCGUCCGGCGAGAAAGUAGCAUGGCAUUGGAUAAAAGGUAAGUAAAAUACCUUUUUAAACCUUGCGUCUAUAGUGUUAGGAGUACACAUUUGUAUUCCUGAUGCGAUAGUGUUUCUUUAACACUUUAAUCUUAUAACGACUGUACUUAUUGUAAAACAUAUAUAGAAUGUGUAGGAAUCAGAUAUAUAAUUUGUUUAAUUUCAUAUGUUUCAGUCAAAGAUAGCCAGAUGUUAUUUUAAGGCUCCUAUUUCCCUCUGUUUUUCACAAUAUUGGUGUGUGAAAUGAUCUAUGCUGAACUUAAAUAAAAAUGAAAGGGUAUGUAUCAUGCCGAGCAUCACAAAUGUUCUUUUGAAAGAGAGUAACAUUUUGUCUAUACAUUACGCUAGUAGAUUUGCUAGUAAAUGUAUAGAUUGGGAGAAAAAAUAACUAUUUAAAAAUAGAUCUUUCUUCCACUUGACAAUCAAAUCUGUGGCACGGACUCUCUGCAAAAGAAUUGGAUGACAAGGGAUAGCAGAAAAGACUUACCCCAGGCUGUCCUUCAGCUCUUCACAUAGAGCAGCCACAGUAUAUGUUAACUCGCUAGCCAACGCUGCUAGCACUGGUUAGGGAGUAUAGGAACGGCGAUGAGGCCAGCGUGUAGACAUCUUAGAGCAGGAGGAGCAAGGAGCAGAUUGGAGGUGGUGUAACAAAAGUGUAACAACCAUGAAGACAAGGACAUGGUGGCACUGGAGCAUCUUGUAUCUUUGCGAUAUAUGAUGUGUUCAGUGUAUUUGGGGCUAUUUAUAAAUAUAAGUGACAGGUUUACUUUAAAGAAACGAGUUGUUGAUACACAUUUAAGCAGCAAAGAUUUACAGGCUUAUAUGCUAAAGUGUGAAUUUAAAGUGAAUUUCAUAUGAUAAGCCAAAGUAACCGAAAUCGAAGUAUAGCUGAUACAGAUAAUUUAACCAAUUCGGCAUUUUUGGCCUUAAAUUUGAAAGUCACUUUGAAUUCUCACUUUACUGAAUAAACCUGUUAAAUGAACACUAGUGUUAGGAAUACAAAGCCCUAUUGCACUUAGCAUCAUAGACAACCUGCCUAACCCUUAAAGGGGUGUUAUCCCAGUGUCCAUGCAUAACUAGUGACAUGUUCACUGAUAGAGCUGCCAUCCAGAGUUUAAAUGCUCCGAAACUGCUAAAACAUGCAUAGUAAGCACACACUUUUAUUGUAUCUUCAUUAAGUAUUCCCAACAACAGAUAAUAGAGCUUGUCUCUUGGGUGAUCAAGAGCACAGAAAGAAAGCUAAGUGUCAAACAGGAGCAUCAUUGGACCUGGCAGAUCUGGUUUACACUCAUUGAAAGAACAGCUUUUAAGGGAGUAUGUCAAGAUGUAAGGCCUACAGCCUAACAUAAUCCUAAACACACAAGUAAAUAUGUUAUUGAUUGUCAGAAGCAGAGUUUAUUUUAGCAGUUUGGUGUGCCCAAGUCAAAAUUCUAACCUUAAAAUUACACGCUAGCUAGCACCAAAAUCACUAUGAGGGAGAUUUUGUCAAGGGAUAAACAGAUGCUCUUCUGGGCAAAGUGUUAAAUAAGGAGUAUUCAUCAUGAAAACCAACAAAAUGUAUCUCAAUAAUUAGAUUUUUUUCACCCAAUGUAGCACCUGUUUGGCCCUGAUGUACUGGAUCCCCUACUUCUUAAGGUAGUGCUUUGAUGUUGAAAUGCUGCCCAUUUCCUCUCACAAAUAUAUAGAUACUACCAUUUCUGAGAGAUGGCAAUGUAUACAUUUGUAAAAGAUCUUCAAGUGAUUGACACGCUGUCAAGCUUGACCUGAAGUAAGCAGUUCAUGCAAACACAAAAAUAUCAGUAAGCCCUACCAGCUACUAAUUGUAAGGGUUCUCUUACAUAAUAGUGUGAUAUCCUUAUCCAUGUAAUGAAAAUCAGAACACAUUAUAUACGUGUGUGUACAGGGAGUGCAGAAUUAUUAGGCAAGUUGUAUUUUUGAGGAUUACCAUGUUCUCAAUGAACCCAAAAAACUAAUUAAUAUCAAAGCUGAAUAUUUUUGGAAGUAGUUUUUAGUUUGUUUUUAGUUUUAGCUAUGUUAGGGGGAUAUCUGUGUGUGCAGGUGACUAUUACUGUGCAUAAUUAUUAGGCAACUUAACAAAAAACAAAUAUAUACCCAUUUCAAUUAUUUAUUAUUACCAGUGAAACCAAUAUAACAUCUCAACAUUCACAAAUAUACAUUUCUGACAUUCAAAAACAAAACAAAAACAAAUCAGUGACCAAUAUAGCCACCUUUCUUUGCAAGGACACUUAAAAGCCUCCCUCCUAUUGCUUUAUGCUAAUGCUACACAGACUAGAAGUAAUGUGUUCUAUUUUCAUUUAGAGACAAUCCUUAAAUGACCUAUUUUAUAGAAUAAUUCCAAACAUUGUUUAUGUUAGAUGUACUUAUUUUAGUGGUAAUCUCUCUAAAAAUAGAUGUGAGUUGUAACGGGGCACCCAAAGUAUCACAGUUUGUUAUAUUGGAUGCAUGACCCAAGAGGUGAUAAAAUGUAGUAACUUGCACUUCUUUAAGCUAGUGAUGCCCCAAAACAGGUGAACACAUGCCAUUAGCAUUACUUGUUUUUUGCUGCCUAUGAGCAGUUAGUGAAGUGAAACUGAUAUAUGACUGAGACUGUACACAAACAUUUUAACUGUUUCCUUGGGUUCAUCUCAGAUAUGUUUUGCAAGUUUAUAUAUAAUUGCUAAUGGCUAGGUCUAAAAAAUGUUUUAAACCCAAUUUUAAAAUAAGUCAGAUGAGAAGAAAAAGCCAGUUCAAGACAGCUGCUUGAAGGCAGCCAUAACUCUUGCCAUAUACUAAUAGCAAAGUAUGGGGAAAAUGUAUCAAAUUAAGACGUUUUUAAUUGCCUUCCAAUAUAUCUUUGGUACUGAUUGACUGUCAAGUAUUGCUUCUAGACAGCUGUCAAGAAGAAGAAAAUCAGCACCAAGAAUACUAUCAAUGAGAUAAAGUCAGCUGUCAGCAUGAAAACUGUAAAAUAAAUAAAAAGGAUCACUAAACACAUCUGAAUCUCCAGCUCUUCACAAUGUACUGACACAUUUAUGUUAUCCCCUGGGACCUGGGUCAGGGCUGUAACAUAAGUUAAGCUCCAGCCUCCCUUCUGUGCUCUCACUCUCAUGAGUGAUACGGUCCGAGUAGUAAACACAUGGUGUAUGAGCCCAGCAGCUUAUCCCACUCCUGUUUUCACCCCAUAUUUGGUGACUUGGUGAUACAAUGAAUACAGUUAUAUAACAUGGACCUGCCUCUAUCUCCUGGCCCAUUUAUUUUCUGACCCACAAACGUUUGUGUCACAGGGUUGCCCAGGGAUUUAGUCACUCCUGUACAAAUAAUGGCAUCUUCCAGCCCAACCAAUCACAUAGGUAUUCCACUUAACGCUGUAGAAAUGUAGAUUAUGUUAAUGCACACACAUCUAUUUGAACCAGCAAGCUAGAAUUUUUUUAAUGUUAUAGUUUUUAUUUUCUGUAUGUAAGUCAAUUAAACAUCCAUGAUAAUUGUUAUGCAAGAUAACUUCUGAGUGUAGCUGAAGUUGUUUAUUUUCCCAGCGUAAGUGAAGAGCUUGCACUACACCAGGAAACAAAAAUGGCAUUAUUGUUUAAUUGUAUCUGCAAACAGCAAAACUUCCUCACUAUUUGCAGUUAUAAUGCUGCCAAGCCAGUAAUAAGAGGGAGCAAUGCAGAGUGCUGCCCUGUUUGUCACACUAAAAGGGAAAUUAAAAUGUUAAAAUAAUUCAUUCAGGGGUCAGUUGCUAGAAUGCUUUUUGGGAUAAUUCAAUUCCAACUACACAUGUAAAAAUGUUUCUGCAGUAAAAGUAGAGAUUAGAACCUGUGGAUGGACACAUGUAUAGCAUUUAUACCAUAUAAAAUGCUUUUUUGCCUUUGCAUUACUGCAAUACGAUUUCUAUAAACAGAUAAUGGCGCAGCAGUUUCGAUGGUUUCCUAAGGACUGCUUGCACCACAUUGGAAAACAUUUACUAAUUGGUCUCCCAGCAAUGUUAUGCCACUUGGUAAAUAUCAUUUUUGACAUAAAUUUGCUGGAAAGACAACUUUUAUUGCAUCAGGCUAUAGUAAAUUAGAAUUUUAAUUUGCCCACUAAAAUAAAUUUAGAUUUGUGCAUGUAUAUACUUGCUAGAAGGACCAGUCCAAUGCAAUACGUUAUGCACAUUACCAAUUACUUCGUACAUAUGCCACAACAAAAGAAUAGAUAAAUGGAGUUGAAUGAGGCAAGAUUUUGUCUCUGUCAUCCACUUACAUUGUGGAGAACAUGUUACAAACAUAUAGACACAAACUGAGAAAAAUGUUAGUAAGGAUCUUUCUUUGCGCAUUCGUAGUCUUAGCAGCCUCUAAGUACAUUCAUACUGUAGCAUAUAAUAGACAUCCUAAACCACCCAUGGAUAUUCUUGCCUGCUUCGACAAUACACAGUACCUAAAGGACUUUGUUAGUUAUUUUUCAGCCAUUAAAUAAUAGAGCAACUGCACCAUUUCCUUUUAAGGACAUCAAACCUGGUGAUCACUGCAGUUGUGUGUCUCUAAGCAACAGUGUUUGAUUGUGUGAGUUGCAAGUUACGAAAUAGCUAUCAUUACUAAGUAUAUAAACAUUGAGUUUGUGCCCAUGUGACUUCACAUUAAAAUUAAAGGUUAUGAGGGCAACAAAAGUUGUAAUAAUUUUGUUAACACUAGUAGAUAAUGGCAUAGGGAAGACUGCCCUGUGAACAGAUACCAUGUAGGCAAAAUACAGUCUGUCAGGUUAUAGUCACAUUAGCCUUUCUUCAUUAAAGAUAUCAGAUCAAAACUUAUUUUGUUUUUCUGCUCUUUUUUAAAAUUAUCAUGAAAGAGGCCUUCACUUGAUUUACAAGAAAAAAACAAGCCAUUGUUAACCCCUUAAGGAUGGAGCCAAAUGUACACGUUGUGAACAAAACAAAAUGUAAACAAAACCUGGCAUUUGCGCUACAUGUCUGUCCAACCGUAAUUCACCUCUUUCAUAGUAAAUGUACCCACCCUUAUUAUAUAUAAUUUUAUUCAGGGGAAACAGGACUUUCAUUUAAUAUCAAAUAUUUAGCUGUGAAACAUAAUUUAAUAUGAAAAACAUGGGAGAAAAUAAGAUUUGUUAAAUUUUUUUUAGUUCUACAUGACAUUUUAAUUGGCAUACCAUUUGCAAUAGUAGACAACCCAAGGUAUUGCAAAUGGGGUAUGUCCAGUCUUUUUUAGUAGCCAUUUGGUCACAAACACUGGCCAAAGUUAGCGUUAGUAUUUGUUUGUGUGUGAAAAAUGCAAAAAAGCCAAUUUUGGCCAGUGUUUGUGACUAAGUGGCUACUAAAAAAGACUGGACAUACCCUGUUUGCAAUACCUUGGGUUGUCUACUAUUGCAAAUGGUAUGCCAUCAUAGGGGUAAUUUUCAUUCUUGGGCUACCAUAGGGUCUCAAAGGCAACCUAACCAAUCUGGCAAAUUUUAAUGUGAAAAAAAUGAAACACAAGCCUUUUAUUUGAAGCUGUAACUUUUGAAAACACCAUAAAACCUGUACAUGAGGGGUACUGUUGUACUCAGGAGACUUCACUGAACACAAAUAUUUGUGUUUCAAAACAGUAAAAAGUAUCGCAGCAAUAAUAUCGUCCGUGUAAGUGCUGUUUGUGCGUGAAAAAUGCAAAAAAGUCACUUUUACUGGCGAUAUCAUCGUUGUAAUACAUUUUACUGUUUUGAAACACUAAUAUUUGUGUUCAGCGAAGUCUCCCGAGUAGAACAGUACCCCCCAUGUACAGGUUUUAUGGUGUCUUGGAAAGUUAUAGGGUUAAAUAUAGUGCUAGCAAAUUAAAUUCCCUUUACUUUCGGCAUGGGUUGUCAGGCAGGUCCCGCUAAUUGUAAUUAAUUAAGAUACCUAAUUAUGUAAAAAUAUUACAUAAAUAUAUAUGUAGAAUUAAUAUAUGUAUAUAUAUACGUAUGUGUAUAUAUAUAUAUAUAUAUAUAUAAUUUUUUAAAAAUAUUUUUAUUUAUAUAUACGUAUAUAUUUAUGUAUAUAGAUAUAUAUAUUAUUUCGUUCUACGUGUAUUUUGAUAUAAAUUUAUAUAUAUAUUAAUAUCACAAUACAGUUAGAACAAAAUAACAUACAUCUAUAUAUUUUUUUUUUUAAUUAUUUUUUAAUUUUACUUUUUAACGUAUUUACAUAUUUUUUUUUAUAUUAGAUAUAAAUAUAUAUAUACCAAUAAUUAUUUAUAUAUAUAUAUAUAUAUAUAUAUAUUUAAUCAGUAUCAGUCUACGUGUAAUUUGAUAUUAAUAUAUAUAUAUAAUUAUAUAUAUAUUAAUACUAAAAUACACCCAGACAGUGUAUGUGUGUGUAUGUAUAUGUGUAUAUAUAUACUUAGAUCAUAUAUAUAUGAUCUAAGUAUAUUAUUAUUAUUUUUUUACACAGAUUUAACUUUAAUUUAUUUUAUUUCCAGCCAGCAGGGGGGACUACCUGUCAUUACAGGCAGUCCCCCUGCUGGCAAUACAGCAGGCAGCUAACCCUGCCAUGUGAUUGUGAGGUCCUUACGUUAAGGGGUUAAAGGACAACUAUAGUCACCCAGACCACUUAAUCUCAGCAAACUGAUUUGGGCGCAAUGUCUCUGUCCUUUUAACCCAACAAUGUAAAACACUGCAAUUUUGAGAAAAUUCAUGUUUACAUGUAAGUUCAUUUCUUGUAGCUCUCAGUAUGACAGCCACUAGAGGAGCUUCUGUGGCAUCGACCGCGUAAAAUUCUGUCAUAUAAAGCGGCAGCCCCAUAGGAAAGCAUUGAUUCAAUGAUUUCCUAUGCGAAAGCUUGAAGGUGCAAGCAGCAAACACCACACAUGAACAUUAGGUCCUCAAUGCUCCUCUUGACCCUACCUCCAACAUGAUGAUGUCAGGUGAAGUGAACUAAGCAGCAUUGAGAGAGCCUCGGCAUUCGAAUUAGGUGAAUUUAGAAAAAAAGGCCUUUUAAAUCAUUUAGGUGCUGGGGGGAACAACAAUCUAAUAUCAGCCCAGACAGGGACUCUAUAGCGUUACAAAUACAGAUUCCUAACGCUCACAUGUUCCUUUAAAAUCAGUUGCACUACUUUUAGGCAUAGAUGGCUGUAUAGUUUAAAAACAAUUGUAGUAGAUUUGUGAUAGAAAUAACCUAUAGUUAAAAUUGUAAUUGAGUUUGGAAAAUGUAGUAUAUAUCCCCAAAACCUAAUUAAGUUUAUUCUAUUUUCAACCCUUGGAUAUAUGCUGGACCAUAACUUCAUCUUUUGCUGGAAAUUUAUAAAAUCACAUAUAUAAACUCCAUAGGCAGAAGUAGAUUGUUGUCCAUCUGUACAGUCUCUUGUGUUUGUGCAAAGAACACUAAUGUGCUCUUAAGUCAUAAAAAACUUGCAACAUGCAAACUUAUGAGCACAAUUCACAAAUUACUGCAAAUGUUUUUUCUUGAUGUACAUGCUGAGUUAGCUUUAGUAAAUAUGAUGGAACUGGCAAAUUACUAACAGCAGCAGCAAACCAUCUUCAAUGUUUGCGGUCAUAAUGAACCUUUCCAAUGAAAAGAGAGAGAGCUUCCAGCAUGUACCAAAAGAGCAUUUGGAAGUAGGUAGGACCAUUUUAUUUUGGGGUUGGUGUGUAUUUGUAGUGUCAGGUUUAUAUAAAAAUUAUACCAAAUACUACAAUCUACUAAAUAAAGUAUAACUACACUGGGUGGCUAUAUUUUAACAAAUUUGGACUAGUGUUUUGGGGGUGUGGGGUCGGUUUAAUUAAAAGGACACUAGAUAGGCACACAGACCACUUAAUCUAAUUGAGGUGGUCUGGGUGAAGUUAUCCUUUCCCUUGGCCUUGCAAUGCAAAACUGUAGGUUGAAGACUGCUUUUAGUGGCUGUCUCUUAGACGCUUUGCAUGAAGAUGUCCAGCGUCUUCUAAAGCAUUGAGCCAAUGGUUUCCUGUGGGGAAGCCUAAUGUGUGCGCUGAGCUCGUCGUGCAUGCGUAUAAGGUUUCCCCAAUCAAAGUGUUUGCAGGUUUAUUUAACCCUUUUAUGGACUGGGGUGUGCAAAGGCAAAAGGACACUUUGAAAAUAUAGUUUUGUAUUCCUAACACUAUAGUGCUUCUUUUAAGUAUUAUGUCCAGAGUGUUUGGGCAAUGAUUGCUCCAGUUAUUACUGGGCUAGGGGGCUUGGUGACUCUCUAGCCCCAUUAUUAUAAUACCUUGCAUCCUACAUGUUAAGGUUAAGAAAUGGGUUAGGGAACGUCAACCAGAAACGUACUACACAGCUCACAGUGUGGUGGAAUGUGUAUGGGUCCAACAAAGUAUUUGAUUUCCUCCACUUCCACUGCACAUUAUCAUGGUCUUGGAGACCCUAUAUAUUAUUUGGUUAAACCCUAUUCAGUGUGCAGCAUGUAGGGUCUGAUAAAUGCUUACCAUAUAUCUUUUACUAUAAUUUUUUUUUUUUUGGACAAAUUAAUUUUCUCUUUCAGCACCACAAAUGAAAAAUGCACAUUGUGCUGUUUUCUGCGGUGACACUGGAAAGGCUAAGUUAAACAAUGGCAUGCUUGACCAGGCAGGCUUUGCUAUGAUCCCACUAGGCAUAGAAUUUUUUUUAAUGCCUAGGAAAACUGCAACACCAUCAAGUAAAUAUCUAAUAGUGUAUGGCAAAUUUUGGAGCUUUGGUGGAGGGGAGCAGGAGGGGAGCAUGGCAGGUGAUGUGCACAAACUAGUAAGAAGCAUUUUAGUGUAAGUUUACCACAAAGUUAGAAAAAAAAAAGUGUCAGCUGCUACUAAAUCAACCCUUGUGUUUUUAUAUGGUCAUUCAUUUACUGACAGUCACUGAAUGUGCUUCAUAGCAGUUAUUUUUCGUUUUUUACCUUGUUAUCCAUCGGCAAGCCAUUUGACUGCAAAGAGAGGUUAAUUUUUUUUUCUACUCUGGAAGCUCUAGUUCCAGAUGCUGCUUUUCUGGUGAUGUUAUUACUCAUUUUAAUGGUAUUUCUUUGUAGGUUGUGUUAGUCAUUGGGCAGUCUAUCAAAUGACCCACCUUCUAAGUAAGAUCUGGCCUAAGUAGUUACUUGGUGAUAAGAUAGAAGGGAGCACCAGCAUUGGUUGUGUGGGUUCUGUUUAAUGCUAGUUUUGAUGUUUUUUUCUAAAUUUGUUAAGUGAAAAAGAAUGGCUUCACUAUGAAAGCCUUACUAAGGUUUGAUCCUUCCAAUAUGUGUGUGCAGCACGUGUAUGCCACAUGCAUUAUUAGGGUAAACCUCUGGCUUUUCCCCGGACAUAGGUUAGCCUCAAACAUGCUCAGUUGAAGGUUCGGUACAUCACUGUAUGCAGUGCUGGUCACAAAACUGUGUAUAAACCACUGCGUAUAAACUGAUAACUGCUAUUGAGCUUCUUCCUAAUCUCUGUUGCCGAAGCAUGCUUCUGCUAGUGUAACACGUUAGUAAAGUGAGGGUUUUUUUGCAUCAUUUUGUGUGCAUUUUCUAUAUGACAUUGAACACUUUUGCUUAACUAAGGGUAAAGGAUAUUGUGAAACAGCAAAAAAAAAAAUGGUAGCAAGAAAUUGUCAGAUUUUCAGUUAUAAAACAUACCUCCUUUUUAUGCCAAUAACAAUUGUUUAGAGCAGGGGUUCCCAGCCCAGUCCUCAAGUAACCCCUACCAGUCCAGGUUUUAGGGAUAACCCUGAUGUGUCUAAAGUGGUUUUGUUUUUUCUCUCUAAAAACACCUUAGACACAACUGGGUAAUCCCUAAAUCCUGCAUUGGUAGGGUGUACUUGAGGACUGGGUUGAGAAGCACUGGUUUAGAGUAUACUUCAAACAUUUACAACACCGAAGCAUUUACAUGCCCAGGUAGGCUGAGCUUGUGUUUUAUUUUCGGCAUAACAAUUAUAGAUGAAAAUAGUUGUCCCCAGACAAGAGGAACAACAUGUAAACAAAAAUAAUUAGCAUUAGAUUUCCUUUCAGUUUUAAACAUUGCUAAACUAACAUAUUAUUCCUUGACGUGUAAUAACUGAUGGAGAGGUCUCAGUUAUACAAAACGGAUUUGUAUUAUACUACAAUUAUUACUGUCUAGGAAACUAAGAGGGAGGAAUUAAGAGUCAUAUACUUUCAUUCAGCAUGCUUCUUUGGUUUAUUCCAUGUUGCAUUCUGAUUUCAAUUGCAUGUGGUUUCCCUAUUGGCUUUAGAAAAUGUCGUGCCAUCUAGGAGCAUAACAUAUGUCCAGAUCAUAGAAACCUAUAAACAAAAACAGAAGGUAUUUUGUCAAUACUUGCUAACUCAGCUAUGCUUUCUGUGUGCUUUCAACCCCCUGUCUUCUUGUAGGCAUUUUGCUACUUAAUUUGUGUACUUAUGUUUUUCAGCUAGAAUGCUAGAUAUGCUAGUUAAAGUAAAUGUGCUGGUCUUAAUAUUAAUUUUUAGUAAUAUUUUAACCAUCCAGAACAUAAUUAAUAUGGUUUAUCAUUACUCUUUAAAAUCAUUCUAAAUCUAAGUGCAGUUCCUUCAGUAUUUCUCAUUUAGUUGUUCCUUUGGGAAAUGGCUAGUGUCCCCAGAUAAUAGCUAGGUUGGGAUGUAAUGUUACCAUGGCUGUUACAUUCAGUUUCUGAUCGCUUGGGAAGAGACCACACUCCCUUGUAAAUCUGCCUUAGUCUGUCUUAACGCUUCUGCAUAUUCAUGUGAAAUCUCUACCUAAUUUACUUAAUGUCCUAUUUAUGAUUGAUGCAAAAAAUCUGUCAUAGCUAAAGUGAUAUUAGCAUAUAUCUUUCAGUAUAUUAUAUAUUCAAAAGGAGAUUGAGAUUGAAAAAAAAAAGAUCUAAAAAUAGCUCUGGUGUAAAUAUAAACAAAUAUUAUACCAAAUAUACACAAAUUUAGAGAUCUUACAAAUCUAUUAAAUCCAAAAUGAGUCCAUAAUUAAUUAGGAAAACACAGACCAACUUGUCACAGCUGGAGAAGUGUCUAACCUGGCUCUUUAAAUUGGCUUACAUAAAAGUUGUGGUGAGUAGACAGACAAUAGAAAGGAUUGAGACUUCCUUUUGGUGUAUCUAUUACUGGACACUACCUUGAUGCAAAAUAACUGAAAACAUUUUAAUAACAGGAUUACAGCUAAGAAUGUUUUACUAGAAAUGCUAUACAGUAGCAUAUUUAUUGAUGAAGCUAAAAUUAAAUUGAGAAAAUAUAGGGUUGUGCUAAUCUAAAAUCUGGAAUGCUACAGUGAAAAUUUGCAAGGGCAGCAGUGCAUUUAGAAGUAAGAAUUUCAGAGCAAUGCUCUUCCGAAACAAGAUUUGCAAAACAUAUUUUUUUCAGUAUGUAAUGUGAUUAAAGGAACACUAUAGUGCCAGGAAUACAAAUGUGUAUUCCUGACACUAUAGUUCUAAUAGUGCUGUUUAGGUCCAUGGCCCCACCCCCCCUGGCAGCAAGGUAGAAGGUGAUUUUACUCACCUUUUUCCAGCACUGUGCAGAUCUCCUUGCGGCUGGCUCUGCCUCCUUGGCUGAGAUCAAACGUGAUGAUCUCAGCCAAUCCAAUGCUUUCCCAUAGUAAGGUAUUGGUAGGCUAUCGUGCUUGUGCAGCAAAACAUUCAGCUGCACCAAUCAGCAUCUCCUCAUAAGCAUGCAUUUAAUCAAUGCAUCUCUACGAUGAAGGUUUAGCACCUUCAGGCUGAGUGUGGAGAUGCUGAAUGCCAGUGCUGUACAUUGUGCAGCACUGACUCAGGAAGCACCUCUAGUGGCCAUCUGAAUGACUGCCACUAGAUGUGUUACUAGGCAGUAAUGUAAAAAAUGCAUCUGCUCUGAAAAGGUAGAGUUUACAUUGAAAAGCCUGUAAGGACAUGCUAUAGACACCAGAACAACUACAUUAAGCUGCAAUUGUUCUGGUGACUACAGUGUCCCUUUAAGUGCCAAUAGCUUUUUCACCUUGUCUACCAAUAAAAUCAAAGUUCUGCAUCUAAAUACAGUACAGAAAAAUAUCAUAGGUCCCUAUAGAUUAUUGAAUAAUAAUAGCUUUUCUUUGGGAUCCAAGAUGUAGAUAUUUGGUUUAAUGUUCACACCAGUUCAAGUUUAAAGAUACACUAUAUUCUCCAGAACCACUACAGCUUAAUGCAGUAGCUCUGUGCCUGUCCCUGGAACCCCUCCAGUGUAACACUGCCCUUCCUGGGAACAGGCAUUGUUUACACUGCUGCCUAAAGAGACCUCUAGUGGCUGUCACACUGGCCUUCCUGGGUUCAAUCCUGCAAAGAUUGCAGGGCCAACGUUCUGCAUCUCCACACUCUGCAUAGAGACACUGAACACUACCCACAGAGAUGUAUUGACUCAAUGCAUUUCUAUUAGGAAACAUUGGAUUGGCUGAGAUCAUCAACAUUUCUCAUUCUGGGAGGCAGGGCAGGCAAGAUGACGGAAGAAAGGUGAGUAAAACUUUUCUUGGUCGAUCUAGGGGGGUCCAAUAAUCUAAUUAGGUAGGGUACACAAUAGCAUUAGGAAUACAUGUUUAAAUUCCUAAAUGUAUAGUGUUCUUUUAAUAUUUUGAGUGUAUAACCUAUACAUUUUUGUGGUCAGUCAUGUAACUUCAGUGCCUCCUCUGAUAGCGAUGUGAUAACAAGGGAUUGGAGAGAGAAGAUGAGCUUGUCCACUUUUGAAAGUCAAUUGUGAUGAAGAAUGUCAACAACUUGAACUCUAACAAUUGUAUUUUUCAUUUCCAGAUCAUACUGAAAUAA
Messenger RNA from Pelobates cultripes (western spadefoot toad), 64109 nucleotides. Lineage: Eukaryota; Metazoa; Chordata; Amphibia; Anura; Pelobatidae. The record is from the annotation of a GenBank genome assembly.